ACCAAUCCAAAGCAACCUUUCAUGGCCGUGAACAACUCAAGACGCUGAACGCCGAACGUAAGCUCAGUCUAACUCAAGACUUUACCGUGAGUAGCAAAUCGCGCCCAAACACGACAUCGUGGAGUGAUAGGGCCUCUUAUGCCCUGGCCCGAACUGCCAUGGCUACUGCAAAAAUGAAGUUAAUACUUCCACUAGUCGUUUGGAUAACGUGGCUGAACACAACGACUGCCCAAUCCUUCGGUGGGAUUGGAUUCGGUAUUAAACAAGAAGUUUUUUUUUUAAAUCUCGAGGACGGAUAUUUCGGUUGUCAAGUUAACGAGUCGACGGACGUUUUACAGUUAUUCGAAUUAUCAAAAUUAUGUGACGGAACGCCGAACUGCUAUCUUGGUUCCGAUGAGCUAACCAAAGAACUCAAAUGUACAGAUAAUUGCCGGAAAAACGAUCACUGCCAAAAAGAUGGCUGCCAUAAUGGUGCAUGUUUGGAUGGACAAUGUUACUGCAACGACGGAUUCGGAGGUUGCAGUUGCGAAGUUCCAGACGAAAAUGAAUGUAAAUACAGACCUUGUGACGUUUUUGCACACUGUACCAACAGUCUCGGAAGUUUCCACUGCACCUGCUUUCCAGGUUAUCAAGGAAAUGGUUUCCACUGCGAGGAUAUUAAUGAAUGCGACGAUCCCGCAGUGGCAGCCAGAUGCGUGGAAAACUCAGAAUGUUGCAAUUUACCGGCACAUUUCUUAUGUAAAUGUUUACCAGGUUACGAGGGAGACGGAGAAGUUCAAUGUUUCGAUAUCGACGAAUGCCGUAACCCUAACGCUUGUGGUCCUAACGCUAUAUGUCAAAACACACCUGGAAACUACACUUGCGUUUGUCCUGAAGGUUUCCACGGUAAUCCUUUCACAGGAUGCAACGAUUUGGACGAAUGUCAACAUCCGCACGCUUGUGGACCCGGUGCCAUAUGUCAAAACGUUAUUGGAGGUAGAGAAUGUUAUUGUCCACCAGGUUAUGAAGGUGACGCUUACACGACGGGUUGUGCAGAUACUGAUGAAUGCUCUAGAUCGAAUCCGUGCGGUAGAAACGCUCUUUGCGCAAAUUUAGACGGAAGUUUUAAAUGUACCUGCCCGCCAGGGUUCAUCGGAAAUCCGUUGACUGAAUGCUCAGAUAUUAACGAAUGCGAUUCAUCGCCUUGCGCCCCCGAAGCGACGUGUCUCAACUCUAACGGCAGCUAUUCAUGCUUGUGUCCCGAGGGAUAUACGGGCGCGGGCUUACUUAACGACGAUUGCCGAGAUAUCAACGAAUGCGAUCGAGCGAGCGCUUGCGGCAUUAACGCCCGCUGCAUUAAUGUACCCGGAUCCUACAAAUGCAUCUGCCCGCAGGGUUUCACCGGACAGGGACAUACUUACUGCGAAAAUAUAAAUGAAUGCUCCAACAAACCGUGCGGAGCUAACGCCGUUUGCAAAGAUACAGUAGGUAGUUUCGUCUGUAGCUGUAAAGAAGAUUUUACCGGAGAUCCGAUUCAAGGGUGUGUGGACAUUGAUGAAUGUACAACAUUGGAAUUACCUUGUGGAAGUCACGCUAUCUGCGAAAAUACAAGUCCGGGGUAUAACUGUAAAUGUCCCCAAGGAUACCAAGCCAAUCCCAAUCCAAAAGUAGCCUGCGAACAGAUUGACGUUAACAUACUAUGUAAAUCCAAUUUUGAUUGUACGAACAACGCCGAAUGUAUAGAAAAUCAAUGUUUCUGUCAAAAAGGUUUCGUCGCAAAAGGAUCAGUUUGCGUCGAUGUAGAUGAAUGUACAACGAAUCCAUGUGGACCGUUUUCAGUUUGUACUAAUACAAUCGGAAGUUUCACUUGUGGUUGCGAAAAUGGUUAUAUUGGAACACCGCCAAAAAUUCAAUGUAAAGCUCCUUGCGAUGAUAUAUCUUGCGGAGAACAUUCUUUCUGUAAGCCGGACGGUAACGAAGCUUACUGCAUUUGCGACGAUGGAUAUAACUUUAAUCCUAAUGAUAUUUCUUUGGGUUGUAUAGAUAUUGACGAAUGCGACACGGUAAUUGGUCCAAGUGGACGAUGCGGAGAAAACGCAAUAUGUACAAAUCUUCCGGGUACUUUCGCGUGCCAAUGCAAACCGGGUUUUUCGGGCAACCCUAACAGCCAAUGUAAUGAUAUAAACGAAUGCUCGAAUCAAGAUUCAUGUGGUUCGAAUGCUAUUUGUACUAAUCUACCAGGUUCUUAUAUUUGCGAAUGUCCUGAAGGUACCAUACCAGAUCCGGAUCCAAAAACUAAAUGUAACGAGAUAGUAACCUGUAAUACCGAUAUAGAUUGUCCAGGAAAUGCUAUUUGUGAUAAAAAGAAACGAUGUUUAUGCCAGGAACCGAACAUCGGCAACGAUUGUAGACAUCCAUGUGAAACUACAAUUUGCGGUCCAAACGAAGAAUGCAUGCUGAUAAAUCAAGAAGCAAAAUGUAUAUGCAGCUCAGGCUUCACAGGUUCCGGCGUAGGUUGCGUAGACAUAGACGAGUGCGCUGGUAGCCCAUGUGCUUUAGGUGCUAUAUGUAAAAAUGAGCCGGGCGCUUUUUCUUGUCAAUGCCCCGGAGGAAUGAUCGGCGAUCCGUUCACAACGGGAUGUUUGAAAAGUAAAAGGCCAACCCAAUGUUCCGAUACCAAACCUUGUCCGAUUGGAGAACAAUGCAUUUUGGACGAGUACCUAAACGAAAACGUCUGUAUUUGCGUCCAAGGAUACGUUAGAGAUAAAAUAACUGGAAAAUGUAGAGAUAAUAACGAGUGUACUGAAUUGAAGGAGAAACCGGCUUGUGGUAUAAACGCUCUUUGUAAAAAUUUACCUGGAAGUUAUGAUUGUCAUUGUCCGCCUGGAUAUAACGGAAACCCUUUUCUAGAAUGUUUGGAAUGCAACAGUCCCGAUUGUCGCUGCCAACCCCCUUACAAACUGUUCGAUGGAAAUUGUGUAUUAGAUAGCUGCGGACCAGACGGGUCCUGUCCAAGUGGUGCUGAAUGUAUAACAAUCACAGGAGGUGUCAGUUACUGCGCCUGUCCAAAAGGGUACAAAACUCUCCAAGACGGCUCUUGCGUCGAUAUAAAUGAAUGCGCAGAACAACAGAUUUGCGGAUACGGCGCAGCUUGCGUUAACACUCAAGGAGGUUAUGAAUGUCAUUGUCCUAAAGGUUAUACAGGCGAUGCAUACACUGGACAAUGCUCUCCGGCUCAAAAAAAAUGUAUCAGCGACAAAGAAUGUUCGACUAAUGAAAAAUGCGUCCAACCAGGCGAAUGUAUCUGUUAUCCUCCUUUUUUCACCGAUCCAAAAGAUGGUAACAAAUGUAAGAGUCCAUGCGAACGAUUCGUUUGCGGUAUUAACGCCCAAUGCACUCCUUCUGAUCCUCCGAGGUGUAUGUGCGAGCCAGGCUUCAAAGGAGAUCCGUCUCAAGGUUGUACAGACGUCGAUGAAUGCGAAGACAAUCCUUGUGCUUACGGAGCAAAUUGUAUCAAUCAAAAUGGUGGAUACAAAUGCGUCUGUCCCAAAGGCAUGACAGGAGAUGCUUACAAAGGUGGUUGUAUUUUAGAAGAACCCGGUACUGUUAAAUCUGAAUGUCAAUAUGACGAAGAUUGUGCAGGAAAUUUGAGUUGUCAAGAUAAUACUUGCGUUAGUUCUUGUGCUACAGUACUCUGUGGAAACCACGCCGUUUGCUAUGCCGAAAAUCACAAGGGAAAGUGUAAAUGCAAAGUUGGAUACGAGAAAAAUAGCAGAGGACAAUGCGUAUCAGCUUGCGAAGGAUUUAUUUGCGCCCCCGGAGCUCAAUGUAUCCUAACUUCGAACGGUCCAACCUGUAAAUGUUUAGAAGGACUUCUAGGAAAUCCUUUCCCUGGAGGACAAUGUUCAACUGACGUUUGUUCUAAAAAUAACCCUUGCGAAGAGCCAAAUAUAUGCAUCAAUGGAAGAUGUAGACAAAGAUGUCAAGGAGUCGAAUGUGCUGUUGGAGCUCAUUGCGACAACUCUACAAAUAAAUGCGUUUGUGACCACAUGUUUGACGGAAAUCCUUACCUUCUCUGUAUGCCGACAAUUGAAAGACCCGAAUGUCAUCCAUCUUGUGGAAAAAAUGCACAUUGUGAAUACGGUCUAACCAACCAGUGCGUCUGUAAUACAGGUACAAUCGGAAAUCCGUACGAAUUAUGCGAAAGAAUCGAAAAGAAAACGUGUCAACCUAAUUCUUGUGGUAGUAACGCUUCUUGUAAGGAAACGAUAAAUAGUAUCGAAUGUACUUGCGGUCGAGGAUUUACCGGCAAUCCUUAUAUCUCUUGUGAAGACAUCGACGAAUGUAAUAGUAAAGUAUGUGGCAACAGCGCCGUUUGUAUUAACACUCCAGGCAGUUUCGAUUGUCGAUGUAAAGAAGGUUACGCGGGAAAUCCGUUCGUUAUGUGUUCCCAAGUUCAAGGAGGUAUUUGUAGAGACCCCGAAGAUUGUCAAUGUAGUAAUAAAUUGUUAUGUCCUAAUGAAUAUACCUGUGAAAGAGGACAGUGUCAAAAUCUUUGUAAAGAUGUAAAAUGCGGACCAAAAGCUGCUUGUCAAGGCGGUAAAUGUGUUUGUUCGGAAAAUUACAAAGGCGAUCCGACGGAUCUUAUCAACGGUUGUCACCCAGAGGGACACUGCGAUAAUAAUUUAGAUUGCAACGAUAGUCAAAUUUGUUUCCAAUCAAAUAAAGGAGUUAGGAAAUGUGUAGACGCUUGCAGUAAAGUCCAAUGCGGACCGAACGCUCUAUGUUUAGCUCAAAACCACAAAUCUUCAUGCAUCUGCGCACCUGGUUACAACGGAAAUCCGGGCGAUCUUGAAUACGGUUGUCAAUUAGAAGAAAGAGUCAAUAAAAGAAUAUGUAAAAACGACGCCGAUUGUAGUUUCGGUACUAUUUGCGCAGUAGACGUUACGGGUAUACAAAAAUGUAUCAGUCCUUGUGAAACCGUAGCGUGCGGACCUAACGAAAUGUGUCAAUUAGACGUAGGAGGACAUCCGACUUGCGCAUGUCGCGAAGAAUAUAUAUGGAACCCGGUGACUUCGGUUUGCGAAAAACCUUCAAUUUCCGAUUGUAAAUCUGACGAUGACUGUAAACCCGUAGAAGCUUGCCAACCAGAUGCUAUCGGAAUCCUCAAAUGUACUCACGCAUGCACUCACUUUACUUGCGGGGAAAACGCAGCUUGUGUAGCCGAAUCACAUAAAGCGCAAUGUCAAUGCUUGGACGGUUAUACGGGUAAUCCCAAUGAUCGAGAUGGUUGCGUACCUCUUCUACAAAAUAAAUGCUUCACGGAUACACAAUGCCCCGAACAAGAAACUUGUAAGAAACACUCCGAACAUAAUGUACUGAUGUGUAUACCGGCUUGCCAACAAAUCACCUGCGGUCCAAAUGCUAUUUGCGUUGUUAACAAUCACGUACCACAAUGUCAGUGUCCGACAGGACAGUACGCAGGUGAUCCUAACGAUCUUAGCAAAGGUUGUAAUCUAGUACCGUGCGUCUACAACAUCGACUGUUUACCGACGCAAUUAUGCAACCGAAUGACACAUAGCUGCACUUACAUAUGCGACGAGGAAUCUUGUGGAACUAACGCAGUAUGUAUAGCUGAAAAUCACAAAGCUACUUGUCAAUGUCCACCGAGUACUACCCCCAAUCCUACAGCUGAUAUAGAAUGCGUUACAAUUGACGUCUGUAAACCAAAUCCCUGUCACUCCAGCGCAAUAUGUAGACCGACAGCUGGAGGAUAUAGUUGCUCUUGUCCACCAGGUACUAUUGGAGAACCGAACGUAUCCGGUUGUAAAAAAGAAGGUACUUGCUUAAAAGAAGAUAAUGAGUGUCCACCAACAUCUGUAUGCAAAAAUGGUAAAUGUAUUAAUCCUUGUGAAGAUACUACUUGCGGUCCCAAUAGCGUUUGUUCUGUCGAAAACCAUCAAGUCGUGUGCACUUGCUUAGCUAAAUAUAUUCCAGCUAAAGAUGGUUGCGUACGUAUUUCUACAUCUUGUGAUAACGACAACGAUUGUGGCGAAGAAGUUUGUAUCAAUAAUCAAUGCAGGGCGAUUUGUAGGAGCAACAAAGAUUGUUUAGUAGGGGAAACUUGUUAUCACAACACCUGCGUAGUGAGUUGUACGGAUCAUAGUCAAUGUUCCAUAGAUCAAGCGUGUGUUAACAAUACUUGCAUCAUCGGUUGUCGUAGCAAUAAAAACUGUCAAUCGAAACAUGCUUGCAUUAACAAUAAAUGCCAAGAUCCCUGCGAAAAAACUGAUACUUGCGGACCGAAUUCGAUCUGUUCCUGUCAAGAUCACAAAACUAUAUGUAAAUGUCCCGAAGGAUUCGAGGGAAACCCAACACCUCAACAAGGAUGCAUCAGAAUACCGUCUAUUUGCCAACAAGAUUCUCAGUGUGCGAAAGAUCACGUUUGCUCUCGCAACCAAUGCGGAUUAUCUUGUAAUAACAAUAAACAAUGCGCAGUAGGGGAAAGAUGUUACGAAAAUAUCUGCGCAAAAGUAUGCUACAGUGACUCAAAUUGUUUACAAGGAGAAAUUUGUCGUAACGGAGUUUGUCUACCCGGUUGUAUACUAGAUAAAGAUUGUCGACAAUCGCAAGUUUGUAUACAAGAUCAAUGUAAAUGUCCUCCUGGAUUUAUAGAAUCAAUAAACGGUUGCACAGAUAUAGACGAAUGUAAAAAUCAUCCUUGCCACGAUACUGCAAUUUGUAAAAAUUCGCCCGGAUCAUUUUCGUGUACGUGUCCAGAAAAUAAAGUCGGUAAUCCGCUAGAAGAUCCAGGAUGCACGGAAGCGGCUCAAUGCAGACGUGAUUCGCAAUGCGAAGAAAAUUUAGUUUGUAAAAAAGGGAAAUGUAUAGAUCCGUGCGAUAACAACCGCUGUGGACAGAGCGCUAUUUGCAACGUGACCAAGCAUAAAAUUUCUUGUACUUGUCCACCGAAACAUCUUGGAGAUCCGUACGAUUCGAACCUAGGCUGCUUUAAAGUGGAAUGUACUAAAGAUAACGAUUGCGAAUCACAUCAAUUUUGCGAUGAACAUUCCAAUAAAUGCGUCACAACCUGUGACGUGGUUAAUUGCGGUAAAGGAACCUGCUCGAGUGAAGAUCACAAGGCUUUAUGUACUUGUUUACCGGGUUACGCAUUUAACAAAGAUAAAUGUGAAGAUUUAAACGAAUGCGCUGUCUCAAAUCCUUGUCACUCGACCGCUACUUGUAUUAAUACAGACGGAGGAUUUACUUGCGUUUGCGCGGAAGGUUUAGUAGGAGAUCCAUCAACGACAGGUUGCCGUAAACCCGGUGAAUGUUCCGUAGACUCAGAUUGUCCGACUUUAGCAGCUUGUAUCAAUGAUAAAUGUAAAAACCCUUGCGAAAUUCCCGGUAUAUGUGGAUUGAAUGCGGAAUGUAUUCCUAUUGGACAUGUAGCAACCUGCAAAUGUCCUCCGCGCACUAAAGAAGAUGCUAAUCACAAUUGUAUAUCUAUAGAAUGUUUGGACAACAACGAUUGUGCGCAAGAUAAGGCUUGCAUCGAAACGAAAUGUCAAAAUCCUUGUACUGUACCGAAUGUUUGCGGCGAAAAAGCGGUAUGCGUACCAAACAACCAUGUCAGUAUAUGCGCUUGUCAACCGGGUACUACAGGUGAUCCUCGACUCGGUUGUGUAUCCCUACAAUACUGUGGAGAAGAUAAACAAUGUCCUUCCGGACUCAAAUGCUACAACGGACUUUGUAUGUCGAUUUGUACGAACGUAAGAGAAUGUAUACAAGAUCAACUAUGUAUACAAGGUAUCUGUCAACCAACUUGUCAAACUAAUUCCUCUUGUCCUGAUUAUCAAUUCUGUUCGAACAACGUUUGUGUUCAAGAGCAAAAAUGUAAAAACAACCCCGAUUGCGGUAGCGAAGAAAAAUGUGUAACUGAUUCUUUAGGUAGGAGUGAAUGUAUUGACGCAUGCGCAGGUGUUCUUUGCGGAAGAAACGCCGAAUGUACAUCCAAAAACCACAAAGCUUCUUGUCAUUGCAAAACUGGAUUCAAAGGAAAUCCCAACGACGAUAAAAUCGGUUGUCAAGAGAUCGAAUGCGAAACCAGUGAUCAAUGUUCGAACGACAAACUUUGCGAUCAAUACAUGUGUAAAAUCGCGUGUUUGGUAAACAAUCCUUGCGGUAAAAAUGCCUUAUGCUCGGCAGAAAGCCACAAGCAAGUCUGUUACUGCCAACCGGGCUACACCGGAGAUCCUAUCAAAGGUUGUCACAUGAUAGAUUUUUGUAAAGAUAAGCCGUGCGGACCAAACGCCUUAUGCUAUAACUCCAGAGGAUCCUUCAGAUGUCAAUGCCCACUCGGAACUGUCGGAGAUGCUUACAACAACGGUUGUAAUCCUCCUGUUGAGUGUAACAGAGAUUCUGAUUGUCCGGUAAAAACGAAAUGCGACAAAACCAACGGUAUCCACAAGUGUAAAGACGUAUGCGACAAAAAAAUAUGCGGUUCGAACGCUGAAUGCGUAGCACUAGAUCACGCUGGCUAUUGUACUUGUAGAAACGGUUACCAGGGAAACGCGACCGAUCAAAACGUCGGUUGUAAACCUAGGUUGGUUAGCUGUAAAGCAACAUCUGACUGUCCGUCAAACAGUUAUUGUCACGAUGGAGUUUGUAGCCCACCGUGUGAAACUGAUCAAGAAUGUCAACUCACCGAGAAUUGUUUGAAAGGCCAAUGUUUGAAUCCUUGUUCUUUGUCCGCUUCCUGUGGAAUGAACGCUAUUUGUAAAAUGGAGAAUCAUAUCAAAGCUUGUAGCUGUCCGGUUGGAUUUACUGGAAAAGCAGACGUGGAAUGCGUGAGACUUCCAGUUUCGUGUUCUACGAACAAAGAUUGCUCCAACAUCACAAUUUGCAAAGAAAACAUGUGUACGCUACAAUGCAAAGCCGACAACGAUUGCGCUUUUAACGAAAAAUGUCUUAAAGGAAACUGCCAAUUAACCUGUAGAGUAGACAACGAUUGUUUCCUAGGCCACAUUUGCGUCGGCAAUAUGUGCUUACACGGUUGCCACAACGACGACGACUGCACCAGCAGUGAAUCUUGUAGAAAUAACAAAUGUAUAGAUCCUUGCAAAGAGAACCCAUGCGGUCCGAACGCGGUUUGUUCAGUUUCUGAUCACCGGGCGAUGUGCUCUUGCGGAAAAGGUUUAGUACCAAAUCCUUCGGCUACCAUCGGUUGUGUUAGAGCCCCACCGCAAAUUUGUAGAGAAAAUCGUGAAUGUCCUACAGGAAACGCUUGCAUAGAAAGAUCUUGUCGAUUGGUCUGUUCUUCGGAUAACAAUUGCUUGGGUAACGAAAAGUGCGAAGCGUCAACGAAAGUAUGUAAACCGAUUUGCAGACAAGACGCUGAUUGUAGUAACGAUGAAAUCUGCGACGGUUUGGUCUGUGUAGUAGGAUGUAGAAGCGAUACAAAAUGCCCUUCGGAUCAAGCUUGUAUCAACGGAAAAUGCGUUGAUUUAUGCGCCGCACCUACAGCAUGCGGAAUCAACGCUGAAUGCGCUAUAAUUGAUCAUAAGAAAAUCUGCAGUUGUCCUCCACCUCUUACUGGUGAUCCUUUGGAUGGAUGCAAACAUACAGUGAAACUAUGUGAAGGAAAUAGUGAUUGUACCAAAGGAAAUGUUUGUCAUGGAGGAAUAUGUCACACAAGCUGUAAACUGGAUCAUAAUUGUUUAGCUAACGAAAAAUGUAUAAGAGGUGUUUGCAAAACCAUUUGUAAUUCUGACACGGCUUGUAAUGCCAAUCACAUUUGCGAGAAUAGAAUAUGCGAGAUUGGAUGUCGUAGCGAUAGCGUUUGUUCACCUGACAAGGCUUGCAUCGACAACAAAUGUCAAAAUCCUUGCGAAAAAACAACGACGUGCGGAGUUUGCGCGCAAUGUCUAGUAAAUAACCACGUAGCUCAAUGCAGUUGUCCCGUUAACUUUUUAGGCAACCCGCAAAAAUCUUGCUCGCAACCAGCGAUCAAAUGUAACUCCGAUUGCGAAUGUGACGAAGUGGGCGGUUAUUGCACAAAACGGUGUUCGACAAAGGAAGAUUGCGCGUGCGGAGAAUCAUGCGUGAAUAAGAAAUGUCGCAAUAAAUGUUCCGCUUCAACGCCCUGCGCGCAAGGUCAAAUAUGCACGAGAGGCGCUUGUCUACCGGGAUGCAGAUCCAGCAACGAUUGCCCGAAUUCUGAGAUCUGUAAUAACAGAAAAUGCGAAAAUCCUUGUAACGCGAACGCUUGCGGAAAGAACGCUGUUUGCACAUCGGCGGAUCAUAGAAAAGUAUGUCUCUGCCCCGACGGUUACAAAGGAGAUCCAAACAGAUCCUGUAAACCUUUCGAAUGUCGAAAAGAUUCCGAUUGCGAAUCGAACAAAAAAUGCGGCGAAGACGGCGCUUGUAGGAAUCCGUGCUUAGAGAAAAACGCUUGUGGAAUAAACGCUCAAUGUAGAGUAGUUGACCGACAACCACUUUGUACUUGCCCGCCCGGUUACCUCGGCAAUGCACUUAUCGAAUGUAAACAAGGUCGUACCGAAGAAUGUUUAAAGAACCCCUGCGGACCGAACGCCAAAUGUAGGGAAAAAGAAGACGGAGGAUUCGAAUGUGUAUGUUCGACUGGAUGUAUAGGGGACGCUUACAGGGGAUGCGUUUGCGAAGGACAAUUGGUUAAUUUAUGUAAAAAUAAAUUAUGCGGCGCCGGGGCUUUAUGUAGAGUAGUUAAUGGUAAAGACGCUCAAUGUUAUUGUCCACAAAAUAAACCGGCCGGUGAUCCCACGAUCGAAUGUUCUAUUGAGAAAACAACUCCAGAUUGUCGUACUGAAGGUUGUGGCAAAAAUUCGGAAUGUAUUCGAGAGAAUGCAUUCUUCGUUUGCCGUUGUUUGCCAGGAUAUUCAGGUAGUCCUGACAAAGGAUGUAAGCGGGCUGCUGAAUGUAACAGCGACUUAGAAUGCCCUCAAGAUAAAGCUUGCCUCAACUUCCAAUGUGUUAAUCCUUGUACUUUGAGAGGAGCCUGCGGUUUGAACGCCCUCUGCGAGACCAUACUACACAGACCGAGAUGUUCAUGUCCGGAAUGCUACAAUGGUAUCGCUAGUACAGCUUGUCAUCCGGACGAAAAAUGUUUGCAAGUAAACGGAAGACCCAACAAGAUUCACUGUUUGUCCAAUAAUGACUGUUCAGAUAAUUUAGCUUGUGAAAUAGCUACAGGAGAAUGUAUAGAUCCUUGUGAAAAUAAAGCCUUCAAAUGUAGAGGAAAUAAAAAGUGCGAAGUACACCAUCAUAGACCGACGUGUGUGUGUAAGAAAGGUUUUCUGGUAAACGAUAAAGGCGAGAUUUCUUGCGCACCCGACGAUACUGAAUGCUAUCAAGACAGCCAUUGUUCAGACAAGAAAGCGUGCAUCGAAGGUAUCUGUCAAAAUCCGUGUACGGCAACGACCAAAUCGCCAUGCCCACCAGAAAAAAGUUGCGAUGUAUCGAACCACAAACCGGUGUGUAUCUGCUUAAAGAAUUGUACACCUUCACUAUCCAUUUGUCUGAGAGAUAAUGGAUGUCCUGCAGAUCAAAGUUGCAGAGCUUUUAGAUGCGAAGAUCCCUGCAAAACUGCCAAUUGCCCGGAAAAUACUCCGUGCUUCGUGGAAGAUCACAAACCAAAAUGCCAGUACUGUCCUCCAGGUUAUAAAACAGAUCCUAAAUAUGGAUGCGUUAAAGAUGUUCAAUGCCGCUCACAUGAUGAGUGUACUUCGCAGCUAGCGUGUAUAAACAAAAAAUGUCAAAACCCUUGCGCCGUAUCGAACCCGUGUACGCAGUCACAUGACUGUAAAGUACAAGACCAUCAACCAGUAUGUGUUAAAGUAUGCCAGUGCCAAAGGAAUGAAGAUUGUGGAAAUGUUAACUUCCAAUGUGACGGCUGUCAAUGCGUGCCGGGAGAACCUAGAAUACCCCUAUGUACACACUGUCCGCCGGGUUUAUCAUGUGACCCUAUAACAGGAGCGUGCCUUGAGGCCACUUGUGUACGAAACGAAGAAUGCGCCUUAACGGAAGCAUGCAUAGGCAAUAUUUGCCAAAGACCUUGUGACGUCAAAAAUCCGUGCGUACAACACGCCGUCUGUAUCAACACCAAUCACGGAAGCGAUUGUAGCUGCGAGGAAGGUUUCCACGGUAACGGAUACGUUGAAUGCCAAUAUGUUGACAAUUACAAGCCAAUCUGUCAAUAUAACGAAGACUGUCCGCCGAAUAAACUUUGCGAUCGAUUGAACAGAAUUUGUAUCAACCCUUGCGAUGAAGAUUCCUGCGGUGAAAAUGCGGAAUGUCUUCCAAAAGAUCAUGGUAUCGAAUGCCGCUGUCUCCCCGGAUACGAAGGAAACCCCUAUACCUCUUGUUCUGUAACGAUUGGCUGUAGAUCUGACAGUGAUUGUCCCACACAUGAAGCUUGUAUAGGUGGUUUAUGUUCUUCGCCUUGUAAAUGUGGAACAAACGCGAUUUGUGACGUCCUUUAUCACGUAGCAACAUGUAAAUGUCCUCCUGGAUACCAAGGUGAUGCGUUAAUAGCAUGCAGACCUCCAAGAAAUCCUUGUGAUCCAAACCCUUGUGGUCUUAACGCUCUAUGUGAAUUGGAUAAUGGAAACCCGAUAUGUUUCUGCCCGAAAGGGCUAACUGGAAAUCCUUUCAAAAAUUGCAUUCCCGAAGGAGAUGAAUGUUCGCCUAAUCCAUGCGGACCUAAUUCAGGAUGUAGAGUCGUAGGAGGGGACGCCGUUUGUUUCUGUUUACCUGAAUACGAAGGGACACCACCACACGUACCGUGUACUCUACCGGCACAUCCUUGUGAUCCUUCUCCUUGUGGACCCAAUACCCAAUGCGCCGUUCUUAGUAAUGGCUUUGCUAAAUGUACUUGUCUUCCUGGUUUUAUCGAGAGUCCGAAUACAAUUCGAGGUUGUAUCGAAAGCAAAAAUCCGUGCGAACCAAAUCCGUGCGGACUUGGAGCUUUCUGUGAUCCGUUACGAGAACCUAUUUGUUUCUGUCCAGCAGGAAGUAACGGAAAUCCAUUCAGACAUUGUGUUGAACCUAAGGUUAGUCUUUGUACUCCAGGACCUUGUGGUCCGAACGCUGAUUGCUAUAUCGCCAACAAUGCUGAACAGUGUUAUUGUAAACAAGGGUACGUAGGAAACCCUUAUACUGGAUGUAGACUUCAACCGAUCUCGGCUUGUAUACCGAACCCAUGUGGACCGGGAGCUCAAUGUAUUGAUACACCAGAAGGAAAUUUCAUAUGCAGAUGUCCCGAAGGUAUGGGAGGUGAUCCAAAUGGACCCGGAGGUUGUCAUGGAUAUGAAUGUGUUGUUAACGAUAACUGUCCAGAUAAUAAAGCUUGUAUUGGUUACAGAUGUAAAGAUCCAUGUCCGGGGGCUUGUGGUGUAAACGCUUACUGUAAAGUAGAAAGACACCAUCCAAUUUGUACCUGUCAAUAUGGAUUAUUUGGAAAUCCAAUUAUUAGAUGCUACGACUUACCGCAACCUUUACCGGAUAAUCCUUGUUUACCUUCGCCGUGCGGAUCGAAUACAAUUUGUCAAAAUGUUCGCGGACGAGCCGUUUGCUCGUGUUUACCCGAUUUCCAAGGCGAUCCGACCUUAGGUUGUCAGCCAGAAUGUGUACUCAAUUCCGAUUGUCCACUCAAUAAGGCUUGUUUGAAUAGACAUUGUAUAGAUCCAUGCGCCGUAGGUCACUUGUGUGGCGUGCACGCCACUUGUCAGGUUAGAGAUCAUACAGCUACAUGUAUUUGUCCUCAAGGAUUCAUGGGAAAUCCUUUCUAUCAAUGUAUCCCUACACCUAUAAUUUCGGUACCAUCGUAUCCUAAUGUUACUGUACAUCCCUGUACACCGUCACCUUGCAAUAAUAUGGAGUGUAAUACUUGGGGCACUCAAAUCGCUAUCUGUGAUCCAUGUUUAGGACCGGAAGCUCCUUAUAAUCCACAAUGUCGACCCGAAUGUUUGAUUAACGCUGAUUGUCCAUUUGAUAGAGCUUGCUUAGGAUAUACUUGCUCUGAUCCAUGUCCUGGAAGUUGUGGAGUUAACGCUCUAUGCUCGGUUGUCCUACAUACACCUAUUUGUAGUUGUCCAGAUGGAUUGGUCGGUGAUCCCUUCCAGCAUUGUUCUAUUCCUCUACAUCCUGAAACACAUGUGAAAACUUGUGAAGCUACUAGAUGCGGAGAAAACGCUGAAUGUCGACAACUCAACAAAGCUCUUUCGUGUGUAUGCAAGCCAGGAUUUUAUGGCAAUCCUUGGAUUGCUUGUCGUCCUGAAUGUGUAAUAAAUACGGAUUGCCUUCUGAAUAAAGCUUGCAUUAAUAAUAAAUGUGUAGAUCCAUGCGCCGGCGUGUGUGGAGUCGGAGCUCAAUGUGACGUCAUUAACCACAUUCCAAUAUGUUAUUGUCCUCCUCAUUAUACGGGAGAUCCAUUUGUAAGCUGUUAUGAAUUCAGACCGACGAUAGAACCUAUACCAGGACCAAACCCUUGCGAUCCUUCACCAUGUGGACCAUUCAGUAGAUGUCUCAUUUCCCAUCAAGGCUUCGCCACUUGUUCUUGCCUACCAAAUUAUCUUGGAGUACCACCAGUUUGUAAACCGGAAUGCAUUGUCAGCUCAGAUUGUCGUCAAGCUCAAGCUUGUGUAAAUCAGAAAUGUAUUGAUCCUUGUUUGGGAACGUGUGGGGCUAAUGCUUUAUGUACUGUCAUCAACCACAAUCCAAUAUGUAGUUGUACUCCUGGACAACAAGGAGAUCCUUUUGUAGGUUGCUACACUCCACAAACUCCCGAUAUACCAAAAACCAACGAAAAUCCAUGUGUACCAACACCAUGCGGGCCUAAUUCUAUAUGUCAAGUUAAAGAAAAUCAUCCAGUGUGUUCUUGUUUAGCGAAUUACAUCGGUAGCCCUCCAUACUGCAGACCUGAGUGUACUAUUAGUCAAGAAUGUCCGCAAAAUAAAGCAUGCGUUAGAGAGAAAUGUAUUGAUCCAUGUAUAGAGCUUUGCGGUAGAAAUGCUAAAUGUAACGUCAUCAAUCACACUCCAUUCUGCAGUUGCAAACAAGGAUACCAAGGCGACGCUUUCAUAGGAUGUUCGAAAACUCCGGAUAUUCCCAGACCAAUGGAUCCAUGUACUCCAUCACCAUGCGCUGAAAAUUCCCAAUGUACCGUUCAAAAUAAUAUAGCAAGGUGUACUUGCAUUCCACCAUAUAUAGGAAAUCCUUACGUAGGAGGAUGUAAACCAGAAUGUACAAUGAAUUCCGAGUGCGCUAGCCACUUAGCUUGUCUUUCCCAGCAUUGCAGAGAUCCUUGUCAAGGACUUUGUGGAAUCAACGCUGAAUGUUCCGUAAUUAACCACGUACCGGUGUGUGCUUGUGGAAGAGGACUGAUAGGAGAUCCAUUCACUGCUUGUAGACAACAACCUAUUGAAACCGUUGAUCCUUGCGAUCCAUCACCGUGUGGUCCGAACAGCGUAUGCAGAGUUAGAAACGAACAAGCCAUUUGUUCAUGUCAAGUAGGUUAUUUCGGUACACCUCCAGCUUGUAGACCCGAAUGUCUAGUUACUUCGGAAUGUUCAUCUGAUAAGGCUUGUAUCAAUCAAAAAUGUCAAGAUCCGUGCAUCGGUAUUUGUGGUAUAGCAGCGAGAUGUCAAGUACAUAACCACAACCCUAUUUGUAGUUGUCCACCUAACCACAUCGGAGAUCCGUUCCUACAAUGCACUAGGAUAGAAAAACCGAAUAUCUCUCCUUGCGUUCCAUCGCCUUGUGGACCCAACGCAGAAUGUCGUACGCUUGACAACAGAGCUGUCUGUAGCUGUUUACCGAAUAUGUACGGAACCCCACCAAACUGUCGUCCGGAAUGUUUAAUAGACCAAGAUUGUCCUCUCAACUUAGCUUGCGUCGGACAAAAAUGUAAGGAUCCUUGCAAGGGAUCUUGUGGAUUCAACGCGAAGUGCAAUGUCGUAAACCAUCGACCCAUAUGUAGCUGUUUACCAGGAUUUGAAGGCGAUCCUUUCACCGGUUGUAAUGAGCUGCCAGCUUUAGAGGAACCCCCACACCCGUGCAAUCCCUCUCCGUGCGGUUCUAACGCUAUCUGCACUGAACGAAACGGUGCCGGAGCAUGUACGUGUAUCCCAGAUUAUCAAGGAGAUCCCUAUUCUGGUUGUAGACCGGAAUGUGUUUCGAACAGCGAUUGUCCUCAUAAUAAAGCAUGCUCGAAUAUGAAAUGUACAAAUCCCUGCAUAGGAAAUUGUGGUUUAAACGCCGAAUGUACUGUGAUAAACCACAAUCCACAAUGUUAUUGUAUACAAGGUUAUACCGGAAACGCUUUAAUCCAUUGCAGAGAAGUUCCACAAAUAGAACCACCUAGACGCGAUCCAUGCGUUCCCUCUCCUUGCGGUUCUUACAGCACGUGCCGAAUACAAAGCGAUAGACCAGUUUGUUCUUGUUUAGAAGGUCACGUAGGCGCUCCACCCUCUUGUAGACCCCAAUGUAUGGUAAACUCGGAAUGUCCCAGCGAUCUCGCCUGCCAGAACAUGCGAUGUGUUGAUCCAUGUCGUGGUACUUGUGGUAACAAUGCUUUAUGUAAAACGGUACUACAUAGUCCAAUCUGUAGUUGUCCCGUUGGUUUUAUUGGGGAUCCUUUCAGUAGAUGCUUUAAAGAAGAGAAACCUCCAGUUGUUAUUCCUGAAAAUCCUUGCAUACCAUCCCCUUGUGGGUUAUUUUCCGAAUGUAAAGUUCUACGAAAUAGACCAGUUUGCUCUUGCCUACCUAAUUAUUUUGGUCAACCUCCGAAUUGUAGACCAGAAUGUACCGUCAAUUCUCAAUGUCCUUCUAGUCAUAGCUGUAUAAAUCAAAGAUGUGAGGAUCCUUGUCCAGGAUCUUGCGGAGCAAACGCUGAAUGUAGAGUCUUAAAUCACUCGCCUCAAUGUUAUUGCGCUGAUGGCUUCAGCGGAGAUCCUUUCUCUGGAUGUCAAUACACUCCCCAAAUACCAGAAGAACCAGCUCACCCUUGUAAUCCAUCUCCAUGUGGUGCCAAUGCUAUUUGUAAAGAGUUAAACGGUGCAGGAUCAUGCGUAUGUGCGCCGGAUUACUUCGGAGAUCCUUAUACCGGAUGUCGUCCUGAAUGCGUCACAAAUUCCGAUUGUCCAAAAGACAGAUCUUGCGUCAAUCAAAAAUGUGUUGAUCCUUGUCCAGGAACGUGUGGUAUUAACAGCGAAUGUCAAGUAUUUAAUAACGUACCAAAUUGUUAUUGCCUAGAAGGUUAUAUUGGAGAUCCUUUCAGGGCAUGUCAUCCAGUUCCUAUAAACCCUCCUAUGAGAGAACAAAGAGAUCCGUGCAGACCUUCACCUUGUGGACCGUACAGUCAAUGUAGAGUCAUAAACGAUCACGCUGUUUGCUCUUGUUUGAAAGAUCACAUUGGAACUCCACCUACUUGUAGACCAGAAUGCAUAGUAGCCAGUGAUUGUGGCCAAGAUAAAGCUUGUAUGAAUCAAAAAUGUAAAGAUCCUUGUAUAGGUACUUGUGGAUUGAAUGCUAGGUGUAAUGUUGUCAAUCACAAUCCUAUAUGUAGUUGUCCAUCGGGCCAAACUGGAGAUCCAUUCGUUAGAUGUGUCAAGGAAGAAAAAACUGUUGUUCCAGUACCAAACGAGAAUCCCUGCGUUCCAACGCCAUGCGGUCCUAAUUCACAAUGUAGAGUUUCUGGUACCCAAGCAGUUUGUUCUUGUCUACCAAAUUACACGGGUAGAGCACCAAAUUGUCGUCCUGAAUGUACAAUUAAUUCAGAAUGUCCUGGAACUUUAGCUUGCAUCAACGAAAGGUGUAAAGAUCCUUGCGUUGGUUCUUGUGGAUCAUUUGCCACUUGCGCAGUGAUAAAUCAUUCACCCAAUUGUAUAUGCCAACCGGGUUAUACUGGUGAUCCUUUCGCUGGUUGUUCGGUAUUAAUAAUCGUUAAAGAAGAAACCAAUCCUUGUAAUCCAUCACCUUGUGGAGCGAAUGCUGUUUGUAGAGAACAGAACGGAGCAGGUUCUUGUACUUGUUUACCAGACUACUUCGGAGAUCCCUAUACGGGAUGCAGACCUGAAUGCGUAACUAAUUCUGAUUGCUCUAGAGACAAGGCUUGCUUGGGUAUGAAAUGCAAAGAUCCUUGUGUUGGAACGUGUGGUGUUAACGCUGAAUGUAGAGUUGCUAAUCACGCACCUUCUUGUUUCUGCUUGGAAGGAUAUACUGGAAAUCCGACAACAGCUUGUCAUGUUAUACCACCCAGUACGUAUUCACCUGUAACUAACAAAAAACCUAUAAAUUUACUAUGUAUUUCUUUAGCUGUAGAACCUAGAAGAGAACCAUGUAUACCUUCACCUUGUGGUCCUCACAGUCAAUGUAGAGAGACUAACGGCCAUGCUGUAUGCUCUUGCUUACCAGAUUAUGUUGGUUCACCACCAACUUGCAAACCAGAAUGUAUGGUCAGUGCUGAUUGUUCAUUAGACAAAACUUGUAUCAAUCAAAAAUGUAAAGAUCCUUGCCCAGGAACAUGUGGUAUAAAUGCAAGAUGUCAAGUUAUCAAUCAUAAUCCUAUCUGUAGUUGUCCAUCUGAAUUCAUUGGAGAUCCGUUCAUAAGAUGCUUUGUUGAAGAACGACCUCCGGUGAUAUCUCAACCCGAAAAUCCAUGUCAACCAUCUCCUUGUGGAUCUAAUUCGCAAUGUAGAGUAGUGGGUAAUACACCAGCAUGUUCGUGUUUAGUGGGUUAUGUGGGACGCCCUCCUAAUUGUAGACCGGAAUGUGUAAUAAAUGCAGAUUGUUCUGGAAAUUUAGCUUGCCAAAGAGAAAAAUGUACCGAUCCUUGCCCGGGAUCUUGUGGUUCAAACACUGAUUGUAUAGUUAUAAACCACAGAUCUGUUUGUACUUGUAAAAUCGGAUACACUGGUGAUCCUUUCUCGGGAUGUAGUCAAGUACCAAUUGUUGCUCCAACACCAGAACCGCAUAAUCCUUGUAAUCCUUCCCCGUGUGGGGCAAAUGCUAUUUGUAGAGAACAGAAUGGAGCAGGCUCUUGUACUUGUCUCCCAGAUUACUUCGGAGAUCCUUAUACAGGUUGCAGACCGGAAUGCGUAACAAAUACUGAUUGUCAAAGUGAUAGAGCUUGUAUUAAUAAUAAAUGUAAAGAUCCAUGUCCUGGUACUUGCGGUAUAAACGCAGAAUGCCACGUAACGAAUCACGCGCCAUCUUGCUCAUGUUUACCAGGAUUUACUGGAAAUCCUUUGACUUCUUGUAGACAACCACCACCGAUUGAAGUACCUAUAAAUCCUUGCCAACCAUCACCUUGUGGUCCUUACAGCGACUGUCGAGAAAUAAAUAAUCACGCUGUAUGUUCUUGUCAACCAAAUUAUAUUGGAACACCUCCGACAUGUAAACCAGAAUGUAUGGUUAGUUCCGAAUGUGCACAAAACAAGGCUUGCUUGAAUCAAAAAUGUAAAGAUCCAUGUCCUGGUACAUGCGGUUUGAACGCUAAAUGUCAAGUCGUGAACCAUAAUCCUAUUUGCAGCUGUCCUUCACAAUAUACGGGGGAUCCAUUCGUUACAUGUAUCUUAGAAGAGAAAACAGCCGUAGAAGUACCUAGCGGUAAUCCUUGCGUACCGACCCCUUGCGGGCCGAAUUCGCAAUGUAGAGUAAUUGGUACCCAACCUGUAUGUUCUUGUUUACCGAAUUAUAUAGGUAGAGCGCCAAAUUGUAGACCCGAAUGUCUCAUAAACGAAGAAUGCCCUGGAAACUUAGCAUGUCAAAAUGAAAAAUGUAUAGAUCCUUGUAGAGGUUCUUGUGGUUCUUUCACUACUUGCACUACUGUAAAACAUACUCCUAUCUGUGAAUGCGUAUCUGGUUAUACCGGGGAUCCGUUUAGAGGAUGUGUCCUUUUACCUCCUACUGUUACAGAAAUUCCUAUAGAUCCUUGUAAUCCUUCACCUUGCGGCGCUAACGCCGUAUGUAAAGAAAGAAACGGUGCAGGUUCUUGUGCAUGCGUCCCCGAGUAUUUCGGUGAUCCAUACAGAGGAUGUAGACCGGAAUGUGUUACGAAUUCGGAAUGUGAUCGUAGUAGAGCUUGUAUAAAUAACAAAUGCGCGGAUCCUUGUCCAGGAACUUGCGGAAUAAACGCAGAAUGUAGAGUCAUCAAUCAUAUACCGUCAUGUAUUUGUAUAACGGGAUAUACGGGUGAUCCCGCUAGUAGAUGUAACCUCAUACCUUCUGUUACUCCUGAACCGACUCAACCUUGUCAACCGUCUCCGUGCGGUCCAAAUAGUCAAUGUAGAGAAAUAAACGGACACGCUGUAUGUACUUGUUUGACAGGUUAUAUUGGUUCACCACCAAUGUGUAGACCUGAAUGUAUCGGUAGCUCAGAAUGUGCGCAGGAUAAAGCGUGUGUAAAUCAAAAGUGCGUUGAUCCGUGUCCCGGAACUUGCGGUCUCAACGCUCAAUGUAGAGUUGUAACACAUAAUCCUAUUUGUGUUUGUUCCAACGGAUUCACCGGAGAUCCUUUCACCUCUUGCUCCAGGAUAGCUCUACCUCCACCACCAAUCAACGAAAACCCAUGUGUACCGUCUCCGUGCGGUGCCAAUUCGCAAUGUAGAGUCGUUGGUACCCAACCUGCAUGCUCUUGCUUACCCAACUAUAUUGGUAGACCACCAAACUGUCGACCUGAAUGUGUUAACGAUUUAGAAUGUCCAAAUAACUUGGCAUGUAAAAAUGAAAAAUGUAUAAAUCCCUGUCAAGGAUUCUGUGGUGUUAACGCUAUAUGUACAGUGGUAUCGCAUGCUCCUGUUUGCUCUUGUCUACUCGGAUAUCAAGGAGAUCCUUUAUCUUCUUGUACUAUCACACCUUUAACUACCGAACGUACUCCACCAUCGACACCUUGUUUCCCGUCACCGUGUGGACCGAACGCGGAGUGCCGCGAGAAGAACGGCGCUGGUGCUUGCUCUUGUCUUCAAGGUUUCCACGGGGAUCCAUAUGAUAACAACAAAGGUUGUCAUCGGGAAUGUGAAAUUAACGACGACUGCAAAUCUAAUUUAGCUUGUAUCGCUUACAAAUGCGUCGAUCCGUGUCCUGGAACAUGUGGCUCAUUGGCGGAAUGUACAGUAAAUAAUCACAUACCGACGUGUUCGUGUCCUCCGGGUUUUACUGGAGAUGCGUUCUUCCAGUGCAGAGAAAUCCAGAAGACACCCAAUAUACCGGAGAACCCUUGUCAACCUACACCUUGCGGACCCAACAGUCAAUGCAGAGAAGUUAAUAAACAAGCUGUGUGUUCUUGUUUACCGAAUUAUAUAGGUAGUCCGCCAAGCUGUAGGCCUGAAUGCGUAGUUAGCUCAGAAUGUCCACUAGAUAAAGCUUGUGUCAAUCAAAAAUGCAGCGAUCCUUGUCCGAACACGUGUGGAUUGGGGGCUCAAUGUACUACACGGAAUCAUAAUCCUAUUUGUGCUUGCCCUCCUGGAUAUACUGGAGAUCCAUUCCUAAGAUGCGCGCCACAACCUGUUACAGAAGAACCAUCUACUGAACGUCCAGCAUCUUGCUUCCCUUCACCAUGCGGAUCGAAUUCGCAAUGUAGAAUAGUGGAAAAUAAUCCGGUAUGUUCUUGUUUACCAGGAUUCUUAGGUGCUCCGCCAAACUGUAGACCGGAAUGCGUUAUAUCGAACGAUUGCGACAGUCAAAAAACUUGUAUCAAACAUAAAUGUCAAGAUCCAUGUCCCGGUACUUGUGGAAUUAAUGCUGAAUGCCACGUGAUCAACCACAUUCCGAUUUGCACGUGUAUAGCCGGUCAUACUGGAGAUCCAUUUUUCCAAUGCAACGUUAUUCCCGAGGAAAAAACACAAAGACCUUUGGAUCCAUGCAAUCCAUCGCCGUGCGGACCUAAUGCGGAAUGCAACAACGGUAUUUGUACCUGUAUUUCCGAAUACAUUGGCAAUCCUUACGAAUCCUGUCGACCAGAAUGCGUACUUAGUACAGAAUGCUCCAGAGAUAAAGCUUGUAUCAGAAAUAAGUGUAAGGAUCCUUGUCCUAAUACUUGCGGACAGAACGCGCGAUGCGAUGUCAUAAACCACAUUCCUACAUGUUCUUGUCCUGAUACACUUACUGGUGAUCCAUUCACAUUAUGCAGAGUAAUUGAGGAAAUACAACAGCCACGAGAUCCUUGCAACCCAUCACCUUGCGGACCAAACAGUCAAUGUAAAAAUAUCAACGAUCACGCAGUAUGUUCGUGUAUUCAAGGCUACCAAGGACAACCGCCAUCUUGUAAACCGGAAUGUAUAGUAAACUCCGAAUGUUCUUCGAACAAAGCUUGCGUCAAUCAAAAAUGUAUCGAUCCUUGUCCCGGCUCUUGCGGAUUGAACGCAGAUUGUAAAGUUAGAAACUACAGUCCGAUAUGUAGUUGUAGAGAAGGAUAUACUGGUGAUCCUUUCCAAAAUUGUAGAGAAAUUAUUGUCGAACCUACUCCUUCAACGCCAUUGAAUCCGUGCAAUCCGUCACCGUGCGGACCGAACUCCUUAUGUAGAGCUAUCGGAGACACUCCUUCUUGUAGUUGCGCCGUGGAUUACAUCGGAACUCCUCCUAAUUGCAGACCAGAAUGCGUCAUCAAUCCAGACUGUCCGAGUACACAAGCUUGUAUCAAUAACAAAUGUAAAGAUCCUUGCCCCGGAAGCUGCGGAUCAAACGCAGAAUGCUCGGUAAUAUCUCACACAGUAUCAUGUACUUGUACAACCGGUUAUACAGGAAAUCCAUUCGUACAAUGCGUUCCGCAACCUGCGGAAAAGCCAAAUCCUUGUGAACCGUCUCCGUGCGGACCUAACGCUGAAUGUAGACAACGUAAUGGAGCUGGUUCUUGCGUAUGCAUUCAAGAUUACUUUGGAAAUCCUUACGAAGGAUGUAAACCUGAGUGUGUAUUGAGUUCCGACUGUCCAACUAAUAAGGCUUGUAUGAAAAAUAAAUGCGUAGAUCCAUGUCCAGGAAUUUGUGGGCAAAACGCAGAAUGUUCUGUCAUAAACCACGUACCCGCUUGUACUUGUCUGGAAAGAUUCAUUGGAAAUCCAUUCGUCAUCUGCAAUCCAGCUCCUUUGCCUCAAGAACCUAGUAUUUUCGAACCUUGUUCACCGAGUCCUUGCGGUCCGUACAGUCAAUGCCGUGAAGUUAACAACCAAGCCGUCUGCUCUUGCCUACCAGAUUACAUCGGAUCUCCGCCUAAUUGUAAACCGGAAUGUAUCGUUAGCUCCGAAUGUCCUUCCGAUCGGGCUUGUCACAAAUUUAAAUGUGCCAAUCCUUGUACUGGAGCUUGCGGUAUCCAAGCGUUAUGUCAAGUUAUCAACCACGCGCCUAUCUGUAGCUGUAAAACGGGCAUGACUGGAGAUCCUUUUACGAGAUGUUACGAAUUACCACCGGCUCCUAUUAAACCGAGACCAGUGGAAAAUCCUUGUGCACCAUCACCUUGUGGACCUAAUGCUGAAUGUAGAGUCAUCAAUGAUCAAGCCUCUUGCAGUUGUCAACCUAAUUACUUCGGAGCGCCGCCUAAUUGCAGACCUGAAUGUCUAGUUAACACCGAUUGUGCUUCUAACUUAGCGUGUAUCACCGAAAAAUGUAGGGACCCUUGUACUGGAUCUUGUGGAUUUAAUACCGAAUGUAGAGUACAGAACCAUAUACCGAUAUGUAGUUGCUUAUCUGGAUAUACGGGCGACGCAUUCUCCGAAUGUACCAAGAUCAAACCAAUACUACCAUCAACCCCGACAGAUCCUUGCAACCCAUCGCCGUGUGGUCAAAAUGCUCAAUGCGAUAAUGGAAUAUGUACUUGCUUGACACUGUACCGAGGUGAUCCUUAUCAAGGGUGCAGACCGGAAUGUACCAUGAACUCCGAUUGUAGCCCAAACAAAGCUUGUAGUAACUUGAGAUGUGUCGAUCCUUGUCCUGGAACUUGUGGACAAAAUGCAGUUUGUGAUAUCGUUAAUCAUAUUCCGACCUGCAGUUGUCCCGCAGGUUUAGAAGGAGAUCCAUUCGUUAGAUGCAGACCUAAAAUAAUAGACGUGCCAUUGAACCCUUGUCAACCGUCUCCAUGUGGACCAAACAGCGUUUGCAGAGUUAACAACGGAGUUGCUGUAUGUUCUUGCCAGCCGGGUUUGAUAGGAAGUCCGCCGUCUUGUAGAGCCGAAUGCGUUCUCAGCGCCGAAUGUCCCUUAACGCAAGCCUGUUUGAAUCAAAAAUGUAUCGAUCCUUGUCCAGGAACGUGCGGAGUAAACGCUAAAUGCCAAGUGAUAAAUCACAAUCCUAUUUGCAGCUGCAUCCAAGGAAAUAUCGGGGAUCCAUUCGUUAGAUGCUAUCCGGAACCUAAACUUGUUCCUCAACCGGUAAAUCCAUGCGAUCCGACGCCGUGCGGUCCGAAUUCGGUAUGUAAAGUACGCGGCGAAAGUCCGGCGUGUUCAUGUCUCGAAAAUUAUAUCGGCACACCGCCGAAUUGUCGACCGGAAUGUACGAUUAAUCCCGAAUGUCCGCGAACGCUCGCUUGUAUAAAUCAAAAGUGUCGCGAUCCUUGUCCGGGUAGUUGCGGCAACAACGCGUUGUGUAACACCAUCAACCACAAUCCAACUUGCACCUGUCAGAAUGGUUACACCGGAGAUCCGUUCCAAGGCUGCGUUCCGGCACCAGCCGUUCUGCCGCCACCAGAUCCGAUAAACCCUUGCAAACCUUCACCUUGUGGCACCAACGCCAUCUGUAAAGAAAGAAACGGUGCCGGAUCUUGCGUUUGUCCGCCGGAUUAUUCAGGAAACCCGUACGAAAGUUGUAGACCGGAAUGUAUUUUGAACGCUGAUUGUUCUUCGAAUAGAGCAUGCGUGAGGAAUAAAUGUAUCGAUCCUUGUCCUGGUACUUGCGGUCAAAACGCCAUCUGUCAAGUUAUCAACCACAGUCCCAGUUGUAGAUGUUUGGAAGAUUACACGGGAGAUCCAUUCAAAUUCUGUACCGUAGUCAUUGAACAACCAAUUGUAUCAACACAACCGUGUCAACCGACUCCUUGUGGCCCGAAUAGUCAAUGCAAAGAAGUAAACGGACAAGCAGUUUGUUCAUGUUUACCCAAUUUCAUAGGAUCGCCACCUGGAUGUAGACCAGAAUGUGUAGUAAGUUCAGAAUGUCCAACGAACAAAGCUUGUAUCAAUCAAAAAUGUAUGGACCCGUGUCCCGGAACGUGCGGCUUGAACACCAAAUGUCAAGUCAUAAACCACAGUCCGAUAUGUAGUUGUCAAACUAGGUAUAUAGGAGAUCCAUUUGUUAGAUGUUUCCCUCCACCUCAACCUGUUAUUACCGAGAUCGAAAUCGUAUCGAAUCCUUGCGAUCAAUCCCCUUGCGGUCCUAAUUCUCAAUGUAGGGAAAUCAACAAUCAUGCAUCUUGUUCUUGCCUGCCUGAAUUUAUUGGUAACCCACCGAAUUGUAGACCGGAAUGCAGCAUACAUUCAGAAUGUCCAAGUAAUCUAGCUUGCAUAAAACAAAAAUGCGCGGAUCCUUGUCAAGGAUCUUGUGGACUAAAUGCAGUUUGUAAUGUAUUGAAUCAUAUAUCAAUCUGUACGUGUCCGACUGAUAUGACUGGGGAUCCUUUUACAAACUGUUUCCCCGCUCCUCCAGCAAAAGUCGUCGUAGAUGAAAACCCUUGUGUACCAUCUCCUUGUGGAGCAAACGCCGUAUGCGAAGGACAAGGUAUUUGUACUUGUAUUCAAGAUUACAAUGGAGAUCCCUAUAGAGGAUGUAGACCUGAAUGUGUUAGAAGUACCGAUUGCCCUAGGGAUAGAUCUUGUGUUAGAAAAAAAUGUGUAGAUCCUUGUCCUGGAACUUGUGCUGUUUCGGCAACUUGUCAGAUUAUAAAUCAUAUUCCUAUGUGUAGUUGUCCCGCUGGUACUACAGGAAACGCCUUCGUGGCAUGUAGAACUAUACAAAUACCUCAAAAUAUAAAUCCAUGUAAUCCAACACCAUGUGGUCCAAAUAGCCAAUGUAGAGAGAUCAAUCAACAAGCAGUAUGCUCUUGUCUACCAGGAUAUAUCGGUAGUCCUCCCAUUUGCAGACCAGAAUGUGUUUCAAGUUCUGAAUGUAGCUUAGUACAAGCAUGUGUCAACCAAAAAUGUAUCGAUCCCUGUCCUGGAUCUUGUGGUAUAAGCGCACAAUGUCAAGUUAUUAAUCACAACCCUAUAUGUACUUGCCCAGGUGAUUUAACCGGCGAUCCUUUCACAAGAUGUAUACCAAAACGUAAGAUCAAAUAAACUUUCUCGAACAAACAUACUAAUUACAAUCAAAUUUCAGCACCUGAACAAGUAAACGUCUCUAUAAAUCCUUGUCAACCUUCCCCUUGCGGACCGAACUCUGAAUGUAGAGAAAUUAAUGGUUUCCCUUCUUGUACUUGUCUCGCCGACUACCGAGGAACUCCACCGAAUUGCAGACCAGAAUGUAUCACCAACAGCGAAUGCGCUUUCAAUUUGGCUUGUUUGAACAGGAAAUGUAUCAAUCCUUGUGAAAAUAUGUGCGGAUUAAAUGCCGAAUGUCGAGUUGUAAGCCACAUACCUAACUGCGUAUGCCUACCGGGUUUCGAAGGGGAUCCGUUCCGACAAUGCUCGGAAACUGCCUUGAAAAUUCCUGAAAUUAUCAACCCAUGCAAUCCAACACCAUGCGGAAUUAACGCAGAAUGUAAAGAACGAAACGGCGCAGGAGCGUGUAUAUGUAAACCAGGCUUUAUGGGAAAUCCUUACGAAAGCUGUAGACCUGAAUGUGUUAUUAAUUCGGAUUGUCCUUCGAACAAAGCGUGUUUAAAAGAUAAAUGUAUAGAUCCAUGUCCUGGUACGUGCGCGUCUAACGCAUACUGCAACGUAAUCAACCAUUUACCGACAUGUACUUGCAUCCAAGGAUAUACAGGAGAUCCUUUCAGAUUGUGUAAUGUAAUUCGUGAAACAAUUGAAGUAGUACCCACGAAUCCUUGUCAACCGUCUCCUUGUGGACCAAACAGUCAAUGUAGGGUAAUUAACGAACAACCCGUUUGUUCUUGUUUACCAGAAUAUUCCGGAAGUCCACCAAAUUGUCGACCAGAAUGUACUAUCAGUUCUGAAUGUUCUCUAGAUAAAUCAUGCGUGAAUAAAAGAUGUAUAGACCCAUGUCCUGGUACUUGUGGUUUGAAAUCUACAUGUAAAGUUUUGAAUCAUAGUCCAAUAUGUAGUUGUAUAACAGGAUACACUGGAGAUCCUUUCACUAGAUGUUAUUUUGUUCAAAGUAAGAUAUAUCAUAUCCAGAUUUUUAUUCCAACUAAUUUUUUACAAUUUGUAGAAGAAGAAGUUGUAUCGGAAAUAGUGAAUCCAUGUUUACCUUCACCUUGCGGACUUUACAGUACAUGUAGAGAUAUAAAUGGUAUUCCUUCUUGUUCUUGUAACGAUGGUUAUAUUGGCACACCACCCAAUUGUAGACCAGAAUGUACUAUCAAUUCUGAAUGUUCCAGUAACUUAGCAUGCAUUAACGAAAAGUGUAGAGAUCCUUGCGCUGGUUCCUGUGGAAAUGGGGCCGUUUGUAACGUUAUCAAUCAUAUACCGAUAUGUUCGUGUCCUGAAGGAUAUUCAGGUGACCCCUUCACGUUCUGUCAACUCAAACCAACCGUGGCACCAAUAGUAGAUAACGAUCCAUGUAAUCCAUCGCCUUGCGGACCUAAUACCGAAUGUAAUAAUGGUAUUUGUACAUGUUUAGCAGAAUAUCGAGGCGAUCCAUAUACUGGUUGUAGACCGGAAUGUACCUUACACCAAGAUUGUCCUAAAAACAAAGCUUGUUCGAGAAAUAAAUGUAUCGAUCCUUGCGUAGGUACUUGUGGAACAAACGCUAAUUGUGUUGUUAUGAAUCACAUACCAACUUGCUCUUGUUUGGAAGAUUACGAAGGUAACGCCUUUGUAAUUUGCCAAAAAGUAAAAGUUGAAGUACCAAGAAAUCCUUGCAAUCCCACACCUUGUGGACAAAAUAGUCAAUGUAGGGAAAUAAAUGGUCAAGCUGUUUGCUCUUGCGUACCAGGUUUCUUAGGUACACCGCCAUCUUGUAGACCGGAAUGCGUUACCAGUACAGAAUGUCUUCUUACACAAGCUUGCGUUAACCAAAAAUGUAUAGAUCCUUGUCCUGGUACUUGUGGUAUUAGUGCCUUGUGUCAAGUUAAAAAUCAUAAUCCAAUAUGUGUUUGUCCUAAUCAAUAUACAGGCGAUCCUUUCACUAGAUGUUACAUAUUAGAAAUUGAACCGGCUAUUGUUGAAUCUUCAAACCCAUGUGAACCGUCACCUUGCGGUCCAAAUUCUGUAUGUAGAGUUGUAGGAGAUAAUCCAUCUUGCUCUUGCUUACCAGAAUUUAUAGGAUCUCCUCCAAACUGUAAACCAGAAUGCGUUAGUAAUUCGGAAUGUUCCUCGAAUCUCGCUUGUAUAAAUAGAAAAUGUAAAGAUCCUUGCGUUGGAGUUUGUGGUCAAAACGCCGAAUGUAGAGUAGUUAGUCAUACACCCAAUUGCGUAUGUAUAUCCGGUUACUACGGUGAUCCAUUUACUCUAUGUCAACUCCAGACGGCUGUAGAAAUAGUGAAUCCUUGUGAACCAUCGCCGUGCGGUAGCAACGCUGUUUGUAAAGAAAGAAACGGAGCUGGUGCUUGUGUUUGCUUAGAAGAUUACUUUGGAGAUCCUUAUCAGGGAUGUAGACCGGAAUGUUCAGUUAGUUCAGAUUGUCCUUCUAAUAAAGGUUGCGUUAAUAAUAAGUGUAAAGAUCCUUGUCCUGGUACAUGUGCGCCGAACGCGGAAUGCCACGUUAUCAAUCACUUACCGUCUUGUACUUGUCCUUCGCAAUACACAGGGGAUCCUUACCAAUUUUGCAGAGUAGCAUUGAUUGAACCAGAAAUACCCAAACAACCUUGUCAACCAUCUCCUUGCGGGGCUAAUAGUCAAUGUAGGGAAGUCAAUCAACAAGCUGUAUGUUCUUGUUUACCGAAUUACGUAGGUAGUCCACCGGGAUGUAGACCAGAAUGUACUGUUAAUAACGAAUGUCCGACUAAUCAAGCUUGUCAAAACCAAAAGUGUAUCGAUCCUUGUCCAGGAACUUGUGGACUAAAUACCAAAUGCCAAGUCGUUAAUCAUGCUCCUAUUUGUAGUUGUUCGAACGGUUUUACUGGAGAUCCUUUUACCAGAUGUUAUUCCAUACCUCCACCAGAACCAAUUUCUAUAGAAAACGAAAAAGUCACGUGUUUCCCAUCACCGUGCGGACCAAAUUCGGAAUGUAGAGAAAUUGGUAGUUCGCCAGCUUGUUCUUGUCUACCAAACUUUAUCGGUAGUCCGCCGAAUUGUAGACCAGAAUGUAGCGUUAAUUCGGACUGUACCAGUAAUUUGGCUUGUAUCAAUCAAAAAUGUAUUGAUCCCUGUCCAGGUUCGUGUGGACAAGAUGCUAGAUGUAGUGUUUUCAGUCAUACGCCGAUUUGUACUUGUCUAGAAGGAUAUACUGGAGAUCCGUUCACCUAUUGUCGACUCUUACCACCUACAACUCCUGCACCGGUAACCGAUCCAUGUAGCAAUUCUCCAUGCGGUCCCAAUGCCGAAUGUAACGAUGGCAUAUGUACUUGCUUACCAGAAUAUCAAGGUGAUCCCUACAGAGGGUGUAGACCAGAAUGUGUACUAAAUACAGAUUGUCCUAGAGAUAAGACUUGUAUUAGAAACAAAUGUAAGGAUCCUUGUCCUGGAACGUGUGGUCAAAACGCUGAAUGCUCUGUUAUCAAUCACAUUCCAACUUGCUCUUGUAUAUCUGGAUAUACUGGUAGCGCUUUCAUACAAUGUAAUCUCAUACCAGUUGAAUUACCUAAAAAUCCUUGCAAUCCAUCUCCGUGUGGUCCAAACAGUCAAUGCAGGGAAAUAAAUAGUCAAGCUGUUUGUUCUUGCGUACCAGGGUUCUUGGGUACACCGCCAUCUUGUAGACCAGAAUGCGUUUCCAGCACUGAGUGUAUUUUAAGUCAAGCUUGUGUUAAUCAAAAAUGUAUCGAUCCAUGCCCCGGAACCUGCGGACUUAACACUCUUUGUCAAGUAGUCAAUCAUAAUCCAAUAUGUACUUGUAAAGAAAAAUUUAGCGGAGAUCCAUUUACCAGAUGCAUACCUAUCGUUGAAGAGCCAAUUGUACAAUCGAAUCCUUGUCAACCAUCACCGUGCGGACCUAAUUCUCAAUGCCGCGAAGUUGGCGGUGCUCCAUCUUGUUCAUGUUUGCCCGAAUUUAUAGGCACGCCACCAAACUGUAGACCAGAAUGUGUCAGUAAUUCAGAAUGCUCUAAUAAUUUAGCUUGCAUAAAUCAAAAAUGCAAAGAUCCUUGUGUCGGUGCAUGUGGUUCCAACGCGGAAUGUAGAGCUGUCAGUCACACUCCCAACUGUUUAUGUCCAACCGACUUAACAGGAGAUCCAUUUACACAAUGUCUACCAAUACCACAAACAAUACCGUCGGAAAUACUAUCGCCUUGUACUCCAUCUCCUUGUGGAGCAAACGCUGUAUGUAGAGAACUAAAUAACGCUGGAUCGUGUACUUGUUUACCAGAAUAUAUAGGCAACCCUUACGAAGGUUGUAGACCGGAAUGUACUUUAAGCUCCGAUUGUCCUUACAACAAAGCUUGCAUAAGGAACAAAUGUACAGAUCCUUGUCCUGGUACUUGCGGACAAAAUAGUGAUUGUCAAGUCGUUAAUCAUUUACCAUCUUGUACGUGUAGGGUAGGAUUCACUGGAGAUCCAUUCAGAUAUUGUCAUGUUUCACCAUCCGAACCUGUUGAUAGAGAAAAACCGCAAAAUCCUUGCCAACCCAGCCCUUGCGGUCCAAAUAGUCAAUGUAAGAACGUCAACAACCAAGCCGUUUGCUCUUGUUUACCCAAUUACAUAGGUAGCCCUCCGGGAUGUAGGCCCGAAUGUACAGUGAGCGCUGAAUGUGCUCAAGAUAAAGCUUGUAUCAAUCAAAAAUGUGAUGAUCCAUGUACCGGAAACUGCGGUUUGAAUACCGAUUGUAAAGUGAUCAAUCACAGUCCGAUUUGUAUUUGUAAAACUGGUCAAACGGGCGAUCCGUUUUCUAGAUGCUAUCCCAUACCUCCUAAAAUACCAGAGCCUGUCAUAAUAUCGGAUCCAUGUGUUCCUUCACCGUGCGGUAUGAACAGCAUUUGUAAAAACGUAGGAAAUGUCCCAUCUUGUACUUGCUUGCCUUCAUACAUAGGCACACCACCCAAUUGCAGACCUGAAUGUACCAUAAACUCCGAAUGCCGUAGCAAUUUAGCUUGCAUAAGAGAAAAAUGUACCGAUCCGUGUCCAGGUUCUUGUGGAACAGGUGCUGUAUGUAGCGUUACCAAUCACAAUCCUAUUUGCUCUUGUCCAGAAGGUUACACCGGAGAUCCAUUCAAUUAUUGUCAACUGAAGCCUGUAGAAAUCAGUCCAAUCCCAACUGAUCCUUGUAAUCCCAGCCCUUGUGGACCUAACACACAAUGUAACGAUGGAAUAUGUAGUUGUCUACCUGAAUAUCAAGGUGAUCCUUAUUCUGGAUGUAGGCCUGAGUGUGUAUUGAGUAUUGAUUGUCCAAAGGACAAAGCUUGUGUUCGAAACAAGUGCGUCAAUCCUUGUAAUGGAAUUUGUGGACAAAAUGCUGAAUGUUCUGUACUGAAUCAUAUACCAAUUUGUAGCUGCAGAAUCGGUUUUACUGGAAAUGCUUUUACAUUCUGCAAAGAAAUUGAAAAACCACCACCAGCAAAUCCAUGUUUCCCGAGUCCAUGUGGACCAAAUAGUCAAUGUAGGGAAAUAAAUGGACAAGCGGUUUGUUCUUGCGUACCCGGCUACAUAGGUUCUCCACCAUCUUGUAGACCGGAAUGUGUUACUAGUUCAGAAUGUCCUUUAAAUGAAGCUUGCCAGAAUCAAAAAUGUGUCAACCCUUGUCUUGGAACGUGUGGAAUAGGCGCACUAUGUCAAGUAAUAAAACACAAUCCCGUAUGUAGCUGUCCGGUCAAAUUCACUGGAGAUCCAUUUACUAGAUGUUUACCAAUACAAGAAGUUAUAAUUCCUCCAACAAAUCCUUGUUCUCCGUCUCCGUGCGGUUCUAAUUCAAUAUGUAAAGAAGUCGGCGAAACGCCGGUUUGUACUUGCUUAGAAGGCUUCGUAGGAUCACCGCCGAAUUGCAAACCGGAAUGCAUCAGCAACUCCGAAUGCGCCACUCAUUUGGCUUGUAUAAAUCAAAAAUGCAAAGAUCCUUGUCCGGGAAUAUGCGGCCAAAACGCGGAAUGUAGAGUAGUUAGUCACACUCCGAACUGCGUUUGUUUACCAGGAUACGAAGGAGAUCCUUUCAACUAUUGUAACCUACCGAUACCAAAACCAAGUGAAAUACUAUCGCCAUGCAACCCGUCUCCUUGCGGUUCCAACGCUGAAUGUAGGGAACAAAAUGGAGCCGGGGCGUGUAUAUGUAUCAAAGGAUAUUUAGGAAAUCCUUAUGAAGAAUGUAGACCCGAAUGUUCUAUUAAUUCCGAUUGUCCUUCGAAUAAGGCUUGCAUGAAUAAUAAAUGUAGAGAUCCUUGCCCUGGAACGUGCGGUCCGAACGCAUUAUGUCAAGUUAUAAAUCACGUACCAUCGUGUACUUGUAACAUUGGAUAUACAGGAGAUCCUUUCAGGAUCUGUAUCGUACAACCUAACGAACCUGUAAUCGAAGAAACUACGAAUCCGUGUCGAAAUUCUCCUUGUGGACCAAAUAGUCAAUGUCAGGAAGUUAAUAAACAAGCAGUUUGCUCUUGUUUACCAGAAUAUGUCGGUUCUCCGCCAUCUUGCAGACCCGAAUGUGUCGUCAGCACGGAAUGUACUCCGAAUAAGUCUUGUAUUAAUCAAAAAUGUACUGAUCCGUGUCCAGGAACAUGCGGUAUUGGUGCGACUUGUCAAGUAAUCAAUCAUAGUCCAAUUUGCUCUUGUAGACUGGGUAACACCGGUAAUCCGUUCACAAAAUGCUAUCCGCUACCACCACCUCCAGCGGAACCAAUAGAUAUAAUAGACCCUUGUAUUCCGAAUCCCUGUGGUCCUAAUAGUCAAUGCCGAAAUCGAUCUGGUUCCCCUGUAUGCUCCUGUUUACCUGAUUUCGAAGGAAGUCCUCCAAAUUGUAGACCAGAAUGUACCAUCAAUUCGGAAUGUCCCAGUAAUUUGGCUUGUAUCAAUCAAAAAUGUAAAGAUCCUUGUAUCGGAGCGUGCGCCAUAAACGGUUUAUGUAACGUCAUCAAUCACGUGCCUACGUGUACAUGUCCCGAUGGAUAUACCGGAGAUCCAUUCAAUAUUUGCGUUUUGAAACCACCAACACAACCAGUUGAAAAUGAUCCUUGUAACCCGUCCCCGUGCGGACCUAAUGCUGAAUGUUCCAAUGGAAUUUGUACUUGUAUUGACGAGUAUCAAGGAGAUCCUUAUACAGGUUGUCGACCAGAAUGUAUCAUUAGUGACGAUUGUGCGAAAAACAAAGCAUGUGUGAAACAAAAAUGUGUAGAUCCUUGUCCUGGUACUUGUGGUCAAAACGCUGAAUGUUCCAUAUUUAAUCAUAUUCCUGUUUGCUCUUGUAUAUCCGGAUACACUGGAAAUGCUUUCGUCUUAUGUAACCGAAUAGUCGAAGCUCGACCUUUGACUAAUCCUUGUCAACCAUCACCUUGUGGUCCAAACAGUGAAUGCAGAGAAAUAAACCAACAGGCAGUUUGUUCUUGUCUACGCGGUUACAUUGGUUCUCCGCCAACUUGUAGACCGGAAUGUAUAUCCAGUUCUGAAUGUAGUUUAAUACAAGCAUGUGUCAAUCAAAAAUGUAUAGAUCCUUGUCCUGGAACUUGCGGACUGAACGCGAAAUGUCAAGCAGUCAAUCAUAAUCCUAUUUGCAGUUGUCCGCCUAGAUAUACCGGUGAUCCGUUUACAAGAUGUCUAAUUAUCGUUCAAGAACCAGUUGAAGUACCGACGAAUCCUUGUCUACCUUCUCCGUGUGGACUGAAUUCUGAAUGUCGAGAAACAAACGGAUCGCCAUCGUGUUCUUGCUUACCAGAAUUUCGAGGCACCCCACCCAAUUGUAGACCAGAAUGUACUAGUAACAGCGAAUGUGCCAACAAUUUAGCUUGUAUCAAUAAUAAAUGUUCUAAUCCAUGUUCUGGAAUGUGUGGACAAAACGCAGAAUGCAGAGUUAUAAGUCACACGCCUAUUUGCAGUUGUACACAAGGUUUUACGGGAGAUCCUUUCAUAUCAUGUCACUUAAUACAAAUUCAGCCUCCCGUUGAAAAUCUGUCACCUUGUGUACCAUCACCUUGCGGGGCAAAUGCUGAAUGUACAGUGAGAAAUCGUGCAGGAGCGUGUACUUGUCUACCUGAGUAUAUUGGUAAUCCUUAUGAAGGCUGCAGACCUGAAUGUUCAUUAAAUACAGAUUGUCCAUCGAACAAAGCCUGCAUCAGAAAUAAAUGUGUGGAUCCUUGUCCUGGUACUUGUGGACAGAACGCCAAUUGUCAAGUUUUAAAUCAUUUGCCAUCUUGUACUUGCAUCCAAGGUUAUACAGGUGAUGCAUUCAAAUAUUGCAGCUUACAACAACAAGAAAUUGUCGAACUUAAAAAACCAUGUCAACCGUCUCCUUGCGGACCAAAUAGUCAAUGUAGGGAAAUUAAUGAACAAGCUGUAUGUUCUUGUUUACCAAACUAUAUUGGCAGUCCCCCAACUUGUAGACCCGAAUGUACCAUGAGCUCAGAAUGUUCUCAAAAUAAAGCUUGCAUCAAUCAAAAAUGCGAUGAUCCUUGUCCGGGUUCUUGUGGGUUAAAUACCAAAUGUCAAGUAGUUAAUCACAGUCCUAUAUGUACCUGCAAAGUUGGAUUCAGUGGAGAUCCUUUCGCUAGAUGCUUACCCAUACCAAAUCCACCUGUGAAUGUACCAAUAGAACCAAUACGUGACCCAUGCGUUCCGACUCCAUGCGGAUCUAAUUCAAUUUGCAGAAAUAUCGGAAACUCUCCGUCUUGUACUUGUAUACCAGGAUACAUUGGCAGUCCGCCAAAUUGUAGACCAGAAUGUUCAAACAAUUUCGAAUGUGCGAGUAACUUAGCUUGUAUCAGAGAAAAAUGUAUAGAUCCUUGUCCGGGAUCAUGCGGGGCUCUAGCUCAAUGUAAUGUCAUCAAUCACACUCCAAUUUGCUCAUGUCCGGAAGGAUAUACGGGAGAUCCAUUCAGUUACUGCCAAUUGAAGCCUCCGGAAGUAAAACCGGUUGAAAAAGAUGCAUGUAAUCCAUCUCCUUGUGGACCUAAUGCUAGAUGUGAUGACGGCGUGUGUACUUGUUUACCAGAAUAUCGCGGUGAUCCUUAUAGAGAAUGCAGACCAGAAUGUGUAUUGAAUAACGAUUGUCCAAAAGACAGAGCGUGUUCUAGAAACAAAUGUAUAGAUCCUUGUAUAGGAACGUGUGGACAGAACGCCGAUUGUACUGUUAUAAAUCAUAUCCCAUCUUGUACUUGUCUCAAAGGAUAUAUAGGAAACGCAUUUAUAUUAUGUAAUAGAAUACCUCCCGAAGUACCUAAGAAUCCAUGUCAACCAACUCCGUGCGGUCCAAACAGUCAAUGUAGAGAAAUAAACGGACAAGCGGUAUGUUCUUGUGUAAUAGGAUAUCUCGGUAGUCCACCAAAUUGCCGACCAGAAUGUAUAGUAUCCACUGAAUGUCCAUCAAAUCAAGCUUGUGUCAAUCAAAAAUGCGUAGAUCCAUGUCCAGGUACUUGUGGUAUCAAUACAGAAUGUCAUGUCGUUAAACAUAAUCCUUUAUGUAGCUGUAUUAGAGGAUAUUCUGGAGAUCCGUUUUCAAGAUGCGUACAAAUAUCACCGGAGCCCGAAGUACAAAUAGAUCCCUGUAAUCCAUCCCCGUGCGGUCCAAAUUCUCAAUGCAAAUCUAUUGGAGAUUCGCCUUCUUGUUCGUGUUUACCAGAAUUUGUUGGCACCCCUCCAAAUUGUAGACCCGAAUGUGUCAGUAACUCGGAAUGUGCUAAUAACUUGGCUUGCAUCAAUCAGAAAUGUCAAAAUCCUUGUAGCAACGGAGUUUGCGGUCGAAAUGCCGAAUGCGCAGUUGUAAGCCAUACUCCUAACUGUAUUUGCAUCAAUAAUUAUAUAGGAAAUCCUUUUGUACAAUGUAUCCCGCCGCAACAACCGCAAGUUUUGGAAAUUAUAAGUCCAUGUACCCCAUCACCUUGUGGAGCCAAUGCGCAAUGUAGAGAACUAAAUAACGCCGGAUCGUGUACUUGUUUACCCGAUUUUAUCGGUAAUCCUUACGAAGGAUGUAGACCCGAAUGUGUUAUUAAUUCAGAUUGUCCAUCGAACAAAGCGUGUAUUAAUAAUAAAUGUAAGGAUCCGUGUCCUGGAACUUGUGGGCAAAACGCCAAUUGUCAAGUUAUCAAUCAUCUACCUUCUUGUAAUUGUUUAUCUGGAUAUAGCGGAGAUCCUUACAGAUAUUGCCUGGUUACUGAAACGGUUAGUCUCGAACCCUCGAAUCCUUGUAAUCCAACACCUUGUGGUCCUAACAGUCAAUGUAAGGAAGUUAACAAACAAGCAGUUUGUUCUUGUUUACCAAAUUAUACAGGCAGUCCGCCAUCUUGUAGACCGGAAUGUACUGUGAGUUCAGAAUGUGCGCAAAAUAAAGCUUGCAUCAAUCAAAAAUGCGGAGACCCUUGUCCAGGAACAUGCGGUUUAACUACAGUAUGUAACGUUAUCAAUCACAGUCCGAUUUGUAGCUGUCAAUCAGGAUUUACUGGAGAUCCUUUCACGAGAUGUUACCCAAUACCUCCUAAACCAGUAAUACAACCGGAACCGCCCGCUAUAAAUCCAUGUGUACCUUCACCUUGCGGUCCGAACAGUAUAUGUAGGGAAAUAGGUUCGACGCCAUCUUGUUCGUGUUUGGAAAAUUAUAUAGGAUCUCCACCAAAUUGUAGACCUGAAUGUACAAUCAAUUCCGAAUGUUCUAGUAAUUUAGCUUGUAUUAAUCGAAAAUGUAUAGAUCCAUGUCCUGGUUCUUGCGGAGCAUUCGCUAUUUGUACAGUUAUCAACCACACCCCGACUUGCUCUUGUCCCGAAGGUUACAUUGGAGAUCCUUUCAGCUACUGUCAAAUCAAACCCCCAACACAAGAACCUGUUGUUGCGGAUAAAUGCAACCCUUCACCUUGCGGACCUAAUGCUGAUUGUAAUGACGGCGUUUGUAGUUGUUCACCUGAAUAUAAAGGAGAUCCUUAUAGGGAAUGUAGACCUGAGUGUGUCUUGAAUAAUGAUUGCCCAAGAGAUAAAGCUUGUGUUAGAAAUAAAUGUAAAGAUCCUUGUCCUGGAACGUGCGGUCAAAACGCGGAAUGUUCGGUUGUUAAUCACGUUGCGAUCUGUAGCUGUUUACCAGGUUACCAAGGCAACGCUUUCGUAAUCUGCUCGAAACCACGAGUACCACAAAACGUGAACCCAUGUAACCCAACACCUUGCGGACCGAACAGUCAAUGUAGAGAAAUUAACCAACAGGCUGUUUGUUCUUGUGUUCCCGGUUUCUUAGGUUCGCCGCCAUCUUGUAGACCCGAGUGUGUUUCUAGUUCAGAAUGCGCAUUAAAUAGAGCUUGCGUUAAUCAGAAAUGUAUAGAUCCAUGUCCAGGUACCUGCGGGUUGAACGCCGUUUGCCAAGUUGUCAAUCAUAAUCCAAUUUGUAGCUGUCAACGUGGACAAACUGGUGAUCCUUUCACAAGAUGUCUACCAAUAAGUAUAGAACCCAUAAUACAGAUUAAUCCAUGUGAACCUACGCCUUGCGGUCCAAAUUCCCAAUGCAGACAAAUAGGUGAUUCACCUUCGUGUUCUUGUCUACCAGAAUUUAUAGGCGCGCCUCCCAAUUGUCGUCCCGAAUGCGUUAGCAACUCUGAUUGUACAAGUGAUAAAGCGUGUAUAAAUCAGAAAUGUAAAGAUCCUUGCCAAGGUAUAUGCGGACAAAACGCUGAGUGCCGAACGGUUAGCCACGCUCCAAAUUGUAUAUGUAUAGGAGGUUACCGUGGUGAUCCUUUUAUUCGUUGCGAUCUACCACCAUCUCUACCUUCAGAAAAUAUUUCACCGUGUCAACCGUCUCCGUGUGGAGCAAACGCCGAAUGUAAAGAACAAAAUGGCGCUGGUGCCUGUAUAUGUUUACCGGAUUAUUUCGGUAAUCCUUACGAAGGAUGUAGACCCGAAUGUGUUAUUAAUUCAGAUUGUCCAUCGAACAAAGCGUGUAUCAAUAAUAAAUGUAAAGAUCCUUGUCCCGGAACGUGCGGACAAAACGCCAACUGUCAAGUUGUCAAUCAUCUACCUUCUUGUACUUGUAUAUCAGGAUAUACUGGAGAUCCGUUCCGUUAUUGUACGGUGUUUAUUGAAAAAAUACCAGAGGAACCUUCGAACCCAUGUCAACCGUCACCUUGUGGACCAAACAGUCAAUGUAAAGAGGUUAACAAACAAGCGGUAUGUUCUUGUUUGCCUAAUUAUAUCGGUAGCCCGCCAGUUUGUAGACCAGAAUGUACGGUUAGUUCAGAAUGCGCACAAAAUAGAGCAUGUAUCAAUCAAAAAUGCUCCGACCCUUGCCCGGGAGCUUGUGGAUUACAAACCAAAUGCGACGUUAUUAACCAUAGUCCGAUUUGUAGUUGCCAAGUUAGUUAUACCGGCGAUCCAUUUAGCAGAUGUUAUCCGAUACCUCCACCUCCAGUUGAGCCGGUAGUUACAGAUUUCUGUUCGCCAAAUCCAUGUGGACCUUAUUCUGAAUGUAGAUCUACCGGAAGAGAUUAUACUUGUGUUUGUUUACCUAACUACUUUGGUCAACCGCCUAAUUGUAGACCAGAAUGUACCAUUAAUCCUGAUUGUUCGUCAAACUUGGCGUGUAUCAACCAAAAAUGUGUAGAUCCUUGUCCGGGAUCUUGCGGAGUACAAGCAUUAUGUUCGGUAAGGAACCACAUACCGGCUUGUACUUGUCCUGAAAAAUACAGUGGUGAUCCUUUCACUUAUUGUUCACCGCAAGUUAUAAAACAGCCUGAGGAAAUCGAGCCUUGUAACCCAUCGCCUUGCGGACCAAAUGCUCAAUGUGAUAAUGGAAUAUGUACUUGUUUACCAGAAUAUAGAGGGGAUCCUUACACGGGAUGUCGACCCGAAUGUUUAUUAAACCAAGAUUGCCCUAAGGAUCAAACUUGUAUAAGAAACAAAUGUAAGGAUCCUUGUCCUGGAACUUGUGGGCAAAAUGCAGAAUGUACCGUUAUCAAUCACAUUCCGACAUGCUCUUGUAUACAAGGAUUCACUGGAAAUGCGUUUGUUGUUUGUAAUCCCAUACCAGUGGAAACUCCCAAAAACCCUUGCAGUCCAUCACCCUGCGGACCCAACAGUCAAUGUAGAGAAAUUAACCAACAAGCAGUUUGCUCUUGCGUGCCAGGUUUCUUAGGUACACCGCCAUUUUGUAGACCGGAAUGUGUUUCUAGUUCAGAAUGCGCGUUAAAUAGAGCUUGCGUUAAUCAGAAAUGUAUAGAUCCAUGUCCUGGAACUUGCGGCAUUAAUUCUUUAUGUCACGUCGUUAAUCACAAUCCUAUAUGCAGCUGUCAAAAUAGAUAUUCGGGAGAUCCGUUCGUAAGAUGUUUACCAAUAAGAGACGAACCAAAAGAACCAGUUAAUCCUUGUCAACCAUCUCCUUGUGGUCCGAAUUCGCAAUGUAAAGCUAUGGGAGAUUCUCCUUCGUGCUCAUGUUUGCCGGAAUUUAUUGGAAGCCCGCCGAAUUGUAAACCGGAAUGUAUCAGUAAUACGGAAUGUCCUAAUAAUCUUGCUUGUAUAAAUCAAAAAUGUAAAGAUCCUUGUCCCGGAACUUGUGGCCAAAACGCGGAAUGUAGAGUUGUCAGUCAUACUCCUAAUUGCGUAUGCCUUCCCGGUUUUACUGGGGAUCCAUUCUUCCUGUGUAAUCAGAAUGUUCAAACUUCGUUCGAAAGACCUACCCCUUGUUUGCCCUCCCCGUGUGGAGCUAAUGCCGAAUGUACAGAAAGAAACGGAGCAGGGGCUUGUAAAUGUAUUCCCGAUUACAUCGGAGAUCCUUACGUGGGAUGUAGACCGGAAUGUACUGUAAAUUCCGAUUGUCCUUCGAACAAAGCAUGCGUAAAUAGUAAAUGUAAAGAUCCUUGUCCGGGAGCUUGUGGACAAAACGCUCUAUGUCAAGCGGUUAAUCAUUUACCUUCUUGUACUUGUAUAUCAGGAUAUGAAGGGGAUCCAUAUAGAUAUUGUACCAUUCUAAUAGAACCUAUUGAAACGCCACCAUCAAAUCCUUGCGAACCAUCACCGUGUGGUCCUAAUAGUCAAUGUAGAGAAGUUAACGAACAAGCGGUAUGUUCUUGUUUGCCAAAUUACAUAGGUACUCCUCCGGGUUGUAGACCAGAAUGUACAGUAAGCUCUGAAUGUAACCUAGACAAAGCGUGUAUAAACCAGAAGUGCGUGGAUCCUUGCCCGGGUAGCUGCGGUCUAAACGCAAACUGUCAAGUAAACAGACACAGUCCGAUAUGCAGUUGUCAGUCAGGAUUUACUGGAGAUCCAUUUAAUAGAUGUUAUAAUUUACCACCGCCACCGCAAGAAAAUAUUUUACCGUCAAAUCCUUGCGUGCCGUCACCUUGUGGACCGAAUAGUCAAUGUAGAGAAAUCGGAGGCGUCCCUUCGUGUUCUUGUUUACCAGAAUUUAUAGGAAGUCCACCAUCUUGCAGACCCGAGUGCACUAUUAAUUCAGAAUGCUCUUCGAAUCUUGCCUGCAUCAAUCAAAAAUGUACGGAUCCAUGUCCGGGAUCUUGUGGUUUCCAAGCUGUAUGUAACGUCCUAAAUCACGUACCUACUUGUACUUGUAUCGAAGGAUAUACGGGUGAUCCAUUUACUAAUUGUCAACCUAAGCCGCCAGAACAGAAUAUCAAAAAAGAUCCUUGUAAUCCGUCACCAUGCGGUCCAAAUGCUGAAUGUUUCAAUGGAAUUUGCUCUUGUAUUGACGAGUAUCAAGGAGAUCCUUAUACGGGAUGUCGACCGGAAUGUUUAUUGAAUAAUGAAUGUCCUAAGAAUAGAGCUUGCGUUAGGAAUAAAUGCAUAGAUCCAUGUCCUGGUACUUGUGGACAAAACGCUGAAUGUAGUACUAUCAAUCACAUACCCAGUUGUACUUGUUUACAAGGAAUCGAAGGAAAUGCUUUCGUACUUUGUACUGCUAUCACAGUUAAAACGCCGAAGAAUCCUUGCAAUCCUUCACCUUGCGGUCCUAACAGUCAAUGUAGAGAAAUUAACGAACAGGCUGUUUGUUCUUGUGUACCUGGUUUCUUAGGUACACCACCAUCUUGUAGACCCGAAUGUAUUACCAGUUCGGAAUGCUCGUUAAAUAUGGCGUGCGUCAAUCAAAAAUGUAUCGAUCCAUGCCCUGGUACUUGCGGAUUGAAUGCCUUGUGUCAAGUUGUUAACCACAAUCCUAUUUGUACUUGCCCGACGGGUCAAAGCGGUGAUCCUUUCACAAGAUGUUUACCAAUAAGUAAAUAUAUUCUUUUUUUAAUUGUAUAUAAAAAACCAAUUGAAUUGUGACCUCUUUUAGGACAAGAACCCGAAAUAAUUACGGAACCUUGCCGGCCAUCGCCAUGUGGCCCUAAUUCUCAAUGCCGCGAAGUUGGCGGUGCUCCAUCUUGUUCAUGUUUACCAGAAUUCGUCGGCACGCCACCAAACUGUAGACCAGAAUGUGUCAGUAAUUCAGAAUGCGCCAAUCACCUAGCUUGCAUCAAUCAAAAAUGCAAAGAUCCUUGUAUAGGCGUUUGUGGACUAAAUGCCGAAUGUAAAGUUAUAAGUCACACGCCAAAUUGUGUCUGCCUGGCAAGCUUUGAGGGUAAUCCAUUCGUACAAUGUUCACCUAAAGUAGAACCAACGAAAAUAGAAAAACCUACUCCCUGUAUACCAUCUCCUUGUGGCGUUAACGCUCAAUGUAGGGAACAAAACGGCGCCGGAGCGUGCGUAUGUUUACCAGAUCAUACGGGUAACCCAUAUGAAGUAUGCAGACCAGAAUGUACACUAAAUUCAGAUUGCCCUUCGAAUAAGGCUUGUAUAAAUAACAAAUGUAAGGAUCCUUGUCCUGGAAGUUGUGGUUUGAAUGCAGAAUGUCAAGUAAUCAAUCACCUACCAGCUUGUAUCUGUAUUUCCGGAUUUACGGGAGAUGCUUCGAAAUAUUGUAGAGUUGUCGAAACGAGUAUCGAAGAUAAACCAAAUCCAUGUCAACCAAGUCCGUGCGGUUUGAACAGUCAAUGUCGCGAAGUUAAUGGACAAGCCGUUUGUUCUUGUUUACCGGAAUAUACGGGUAGUCCGCCAAAUUGUAAACCAGAAUGUACCGUAACGUCAGAAUGUCCGAAAAAUAGAGCUUGUUUGAAUCUAAAAUGUAUCGAUCCUUGCCCAGAAGCUUGCGGUCUCAAUACCGUGUGUAACGUUUUCUCGCACAGUCCAAUCUGUAGUUGUCAAAAUGGUUAUACGGGCGAUCCUUUCACCAGAUGCUAUCAGAUACCACCUCCUCCUCCGGAUAUAAUACCAAUCGAAAACCCAUGCGUACCAUCUCCUUGUGGGCCUAAUAGUCAAUGUCGCGACGUAGGAGGCACGGCGUCUUGUUCCUGUCUGGAAAAUUAUAUAGGAUUACCACCUAAUUGCAUACCAGAAUGUACCAUAAAUUCUGAUUGCUCUAAAAAUUUAGCGUGUAUCCAAUUGAAAUGCAGAGAUCCGUGUUUAGGAGCUUGCGGAUCCGGUGCUAUAUGUAACGUAGUUAAUCAUGUACCGAUAUGUCUAUGUCCUGAAGGAUAUACAGGAGAUCCAUUCAGUUACUGCCAACUAAAACCGCCAGUAGUAGAACCAGUCGAGAAAGAUUCUUGCAAUCCAUCUCCUUGCGGACCUAACGCGCGAUGCGAUGAUGGUAUAUGUACUUGUUUACCGGAAUAUCAUGGAGAUCCUUAUAGGGAAUGUAGACCGGAAUGUGUUUUGAAUACGGAUUGCGCCAGGACUUUAGCUUGUAUUAAUAACAAAUGUAAAGAUCCUUGUAUAGGAACAUGCGGACAGAAUGCUCAAUGUUACGUAUAUAAUCACAUACCGAGUUGUACGUGCAAUGAAGGGUAUCGCGGAGAUGCUUUUAUCUCUUGUCAACGAAUACCAGAUGAAUUACCAAAGCAGUUAUGCAACCCUACACCUUGUGGUCCAAAUAGUCAAUGUAGGGAGAUAAACGGACAAGCUGUAUGCUCUUGCGUACCAGGAUACAUAGGUUCACCUCCAACGUGCCGACCCGAAUGUAUCUCUAGCUCGGAAUGCGCUCUAAAUCAAGCUUGCGUCAACCAGAAAUGUAUCGAUCCUUGUCCCGGUACCUGCGGUCUUAACACAAACUGCCAAGUAGUCAACCAUAAUCCGAUUUGCGUUUGCUUACCGAGAUUUAGUGGAGAUCCAUUCACUAGGUGUUUACCUAUAAAAGAAGAACCAGUAGAAAAGCCGGAACCUUGCCAACCGUCACCUUGCGGUCCCAAUUCGCAAUGUAGAGAAAUAAACGGCGCACCGUCUUGUUCUUGUUUACCCGAAUUUAUUGGUACGCCUCCGAACUGCAAACCGGAAUGUAUCAGCAAUUCGGAAUGUGCGAAUAAUUUGGCGUGUAUAAAUCAGAAAUGCAAAAACCCUUGCCCGGGAAUAUGCGGCGAAAACGCCGAAUGUAAAGUUAUAAGUCACACUCCGAAUUGUGUAUGUUUGCAAAAUUACGUCGGUAAUCCGUUUGUUCGUUGUGACACACCGCCCCCUAAAAUGGAAGAAAUUCACCCCUGCUUCCCUUCGCCGUGCGGCGCUAACGCCGUUUGCAAAGAACUAAACGGCGCCGGAUCGUGUACCUGUUUGCCUGAAUAUAUAGGCAAUCCUUACGAAGUAUGCAGACCGGAAUGUUCGAUAAACUCGGAUUGUCCUUACAACAAAGCUUGUAUAAGAAACAAAUGUAUAGAUCCUUGUCCUGGUACUUGCGGUCAAAACUCGCAAUGUCAAGUUGUAAAUCAUCUACCUUCAUGUAACUGUUUGUCCGGUUAUACCGGAGAUCCGUACGUCUUCUGUAACGUAAUUCGCGAAGUUGAACCUAUUGAAACAAAUCCGUGCACUCCAUCACCAUGCGGACCAAACAGUCAAUGCAGAGAAGUUAAUAAACAAGCAGUAUGUUCUUGUCUACCGAAUUAUAUAGGUAGUCCACCAGGUUGUAGACCAGAAUGUACAGUAAGCUCCGAAUGUCCACAAAACAGAGCGUGUGUCAAUCAAAAAUGCCUAGAUCCAUGUCCGGGAACAUGCGGUUUGAAUACCAAAUGUAACGUAGUGAAUCACAGUCCUAUCUGUAGUUGUAUCAACGGCAAUACGGGCGAUCCUUUCACUAGAUGUUAUCCUUUACCACCUAUAGAACCCGUAGAAACUCGUCAGCCUUGCGAGCCAUCUCCAUGCGGUCCGCAUUCUAUUUGUCAAGAAAUAAACGGAUCGCCAUCUUGUUCGUGCGUUUCGGGUUAUAUAGGAAGCCCGCCAAAUUGUAGACCAGAAUGUACUAUCAAUUCUGAAUGUUCCAGUAAUCUAGCAUGUAUUAACGAAAAGUGUAGAGAUCCGUGUCCGGGUUCUUGUGGUAUAAACGCAAACUGCGCAGUCAUAAACCACGUACCAAUUUGUACAUGCUUCGAAGGAUUUAUCGGUGAUCCUUUCAUAAGAUGUAAUCAAAAGAUAGUUUUACCAGAAGAAAAGCCGAAUCCUUGCAAUCCUUCUCCGUGUGGACCUAACGCUGAUUGUAAUAAUGGUAUCUGUACUUGCAUACCCGAAUACCGCGGAGAUCCUUAUCAAGGAUGUAGACCAGAAUGUGUAUUAAAUAAUGAUUGUUCCAAAGAUAAGGCUUGUAUAAGAAAUAAAUGUGCUGAUCCUUGUCCGGGUACUUGUGGUCAAAAUGCCAAAUGUACCGUUGUUAAUCACAUACCAUCAUGUUACUGCGAAGAAGAUCGAACAGGAAACGCUUUCUUAUCCUGCUCGCUUAUUCCAGCUCCAAUACCAAAGAAUCCUUGUAAUCCUACACCUUGUGGUCCAAAUAGUCAAUGUAGAGAAAUUAACGGACAAGCUGUAUGCUCUUGCGUGCCAGGAUUCGUAGGCUCGCCACCAACGUGCCGACCCGAAUGUAUCACUAGCUCGGAAUGCGCACUAAAUCAAGCUUGCGUCAACCAGAAAUGUAUCGAUCCUUGUCCCGGUACCUGCGGUCUUAACACAAACUGCCAAGUAGUCAACCAUAAUCCGAUUUGCGUUUGCUUACCGAGAUUUAGUGGAGAUCCAUUCACUAGGUGUUUACCUAUAAAAGAAGAACCAGUAGAAAAGCCGGAACCUUGCCAACCGUCACCUUGCGGUCCCAAUUCGCAAUGUAGAGAAAUAAACGGCGCACCGUCUUGUUCUUGUUUACCUAAUUACAUCGGCUCGGCACCAAACUGUAGACCUGAAUGUGUUAUAAAUACAGAUUGUCCCACUAAUUUGGCUUGCGUCAAUCAAAAAUGUACAGAUCCAUGUCCGGGUGUUUGCGGAACGAACGCAGGAUGUAGAGUCAACUUGCAUACGCCGAAUUGUAUGUGCCUGCCAGGUUUUUCAGGAAAUCCAUUCGUACAAUGCGACAUCUUCAAACCGCCAUCAUUCGAGCAAAUUAAUCCUUGCGUCCCAUCACCGUGUGGUUCUAACGCUAUAUGCAAAGAAAGAAACAACGCUGGAUCUUGUGUAUGCGCACAAGGUUAUAUAGGGAACCCGUACGAAGGCUGUAGACCGGAAUGUUCAGUAAAUUCGGAUUGUCCUUCGAAUAAAGCCUGCAUCAACAAUAAAUGCAGGGACCCUUGUCCAGGAACGUGCGGUCAAAAUGCCGAUUGCCGGGUUAUUAACCAUUUACCAUCUUGUAGUUGUAUUUCAGGUUAUACUGGAGAUCCGUUUAGAUAUUGUAGCGUCAUUCGGAUUGUUGAACCGGAACCACCUCAAAGUCCUUGUCUACCAUCCCCGUGUGGACCGAAUAGUCAAUGUCAAGAUCGAAACGGUUCGCCUAUAUGUUCAUGUUUACCAAACUACAUCGGAAGUCCACCGGAUUGUAGACCUGAAUGUACUAUCAGUUCUGAAUGUUCUCUAGAUAAAGCUUGUAUAAAUCAAAAAUGCGUAGAUCCUUGUCCCGGAACUUGCGGUAUCAACGCUCAAUGUAAAGUUGUGAACCACAAUCCCAUAUGUACAUGCAACAACGAUAAUACCGGUGAUCCUUUCACAAGAUGUUACCCGAAUCCAGCGCCUCCAGCGGAAAUACCUAAACCUGUCAAUCCAUGUAUCCCAUCACCUUGCGGUUUAAACAGUCAAUGUAGAGAUUUAGGCGGUCAGGCAUUGUGUUCUUGUUUACCAGAUUAUUUCGGAACACCACCAAAUUGUAAACCCGAAUGUAUAGUCAAUUCUGAAUGUUCAAGCGACAGAGCUUGUAUAAAUCAAAAAUGUAAAGAUCCGUGUCCGGGUUCUUGCGGCAUAAGCGCUGUUUGUGAGGUUAGAAACCACAAUGCUAUUUGUAUUUGUCCUCCGGGGUAUACAGGAGACGCCUUCACCUCAUGUUCCCCUAUACCACCACCAAUACCUGAACGAAAAGACCCUUGCUACCCUAACCCAUGCGGACCUAACGCACAAUGUACUGAUGGUAUUUGCAAAUGUUAUAGUGAAUACCAAGGUGAUCCCUAUGUCGAAUGUAGACCGGAAUGUUUAAUAAAUCAAGAUUGUCCACGUGAAAAAUCUUGUAUAAAUAGAAAAUGUAAAGAUCCUUGUCCGGGAACGUGUGGACAAAACGCCGAAUGUACAGUAUUCAAUCAUUACCCUUCGUGUACAUGUCUCCCAGGGUAUUCGGGAGAUGCUUUCGUUAUUUGUAAUAAAAUAGAGAAACCGCCACCGACGAACCCUUGCUACCCUUCACCUUGCGGACCCAACAGUCAAUGUAGGAACCUUAACGAUCAAGCGAUCUGCUCAUGCGUCCCAGGUUAUUUAGGUACACCGCCGUCUUGUCGACCAGAAUGCGUUAGUAGCUCAGAAUGCUCCCUAAAUCGAGCUUGUAUAAAUCAGAAAUGCGUAGAUCCUUGCCCGGGUACUUGCGGUAUCGACGCCUUAUGUCAAGUCGUUAACCAUAACGCUAUUUGUACGUGUCCCGAAAAAUAUAGCGGCGAUCCGUUUAUUAGAUGUCAAAUUAAAAUAGGUAUGUCGAUUUAUAACAAAAUUGAAAUAAAACACAAUAUAUUAAUCCCUACUUUGAUCAUAGAACAACCCGCCGAGGUCGAAAACCCAUGUCAACGAAACCCUUGUGGCUUAUACGCUCAAUGUGAACCUACUCCAACAGGUACAGCUAAAUGUACAUGUCUAGCCAAUUAUAUAGGCUCUCCACCGAACUGUCGCCCAGAAUGUCAAAGUAACAGCGAUUGCGCUAAAGAUUUAGCGUGUAUCAACCUCAAAUGUAAAGAUCCUUGCGCCGGAUCCUGCGGAUUAAACGCUAAAUGUCUCGUAGUGAACCACAUCCCCAAUUGCUUGUGUAUAGAUAAAUAUGUAGGAGAUCCUUUCACUAUGUGUCAUCCACAACCUGUUACACCCGCACCGAUACCAGAAAAUCCAUGCUCGCCUUCACCGUGCGGACCGAACGCUCAAUGCCGCAUCCAAUCGAACUACGCGGUAUGCGAAUGCUUACCGGAAUACCGCGGUAAUCCGUACGAGCUUUGCAAACCGGAAUGUUUAUCCAACGCUGAUUGUACCAUGAAUAGAGCGUGCAUAAAAAAUAAAUGCGUGGAUCCUUGUCCUGGUACGUGUGGUGUUGGAGCCGAAUGCUCGACAACAAACCAUUUCCCAGUAUGUUCCUGUCCUGAAGGGUAUACAGGAGAUGCUUUCACUUUAUGCAGACUUCUUCCAGAACCGGCACCUAGGAAUCCAUGUAAUCCAUCCCCUUGCGGUAUCAACACUGCCUGUCGCGUAUCCGGCCAAAACGCCGUAUGCGAAUGCCUUCCUGGCUUCUUCGGAACACCAACAGCAGGAGGUUGUAAACCGGAAUGUACAAUCAGUGCUGAUUGUGACAGAAAUAAGGCAUGUUUGAAUCAAAAAUGCGUAGAUCCAUGUAGGGGUACUUGCGGAUUCGCCGCCAUUUGCAACGUCAUCAACCACAGUCCUGUUUGUAGUUGCCCGACCCCAUUGAUAGGCGAUCCGUUUACGUUAUGCACAGAACCGCCUAAAGAUAAAGUCGAAGAUCCGUGCAACCCAUCGCCUUGCAACCUAAACGGAGAAUGCAGGGUUGUAAAUGGAGCAGCUCUUUGUAUAUAUCCCGAAUGUAUAAUCAACCAGGAUUGUCCGAGAGAUAGGGCGUGUUAUUCACAAAAAUGCAGAGAUCCUUGCCAAGGAGCUUGUGGACUCAACGCAUUAUGCCAAGUCGUUAAUCACAGAGCUAUUUGCUCGUGUCCACCCGGACAUAUAGGUUCGCCGGAAGUACAAUGUCUGAUUGAAGAGGAACCUCAACCUAAAGUAGAAUGUACUAGAGAUUCAGAUUGUACUAACGACAAGGCUUGCUUAAACAACAGAUGUAUGAGUCCUUGUACUACCAGUCUUUGCGGUCAAAACGCCGAAUGCAGAGUUCAACUACAUAGAGCUAUUUGUACCUGCAGAGACGGUUUUACUGGUAACGCCCAACAAGCUUGCUUCGAAAUAGGAUGUAGAGCCGAUUCAGAAUGUCCGCCGACAUUAGCUUGCGUAAACAAAGAAUGCGUCGAUCCUUGUUCAUUUACUUCUUGCGGACUAAACGCAAUUUGUAAAGGCGAUUAUAAUCACAAAGCUCGAUGCUAUUGUCCCAACAACUUCAGAGGAGAUCCCUUUGUGAGAUGCGAAAGACCGGAAUGUACAACUGACGACGAAUGUCCUUACAACUUGGCAUGUAGAAGCGAAAGAUGUUACGAUCCUUGCAACUGCGGAAAAGGAGCUGUUUGUAGAACAACUAAUCACAGACCUCAAUGUUCUUGCCCACCCGGUUACGUCGGAAAUCCCCUAGUCGGUUGCGAUGUAGAGCCCGAAGUACAACCUGAAUGUAGACAAGAUGCUGAUUGUCCAAAGACAUUGGCUUGCUUCAAUGGAGUAUGUAAGAACCCUUGCUUCGAAACGAAUCCUUGCGGAAAGAACACUCAAUGUUUGGUAAUCGAUAGUUUACCAUUGAGGACAAUGUCUUGUAUGUGUCUACCUGGAUUUGUCGGUGACGCUGAUACAGAAUGUAAACGAGAGCCAAAACCGGAGCCUGGUUGUAGAAGCAGCAGCGAAUGUCCAGCAACUGACGCAUGCAUCAAUCGGCAAUGCGUAAACCCUUGCGCGGUCAGUAAUCCUUGCGCACCUAACGCCCAAUGUACGCCUAUAGAUCACAAAGCUGUCUGCAAAUGUCCUAACGAUCUUAUUGGAAAUCCAUUCGUGAAAUGUUAUACGCAGCCGCAGACUAAACCCGAAUGUCAAACCGAUUCGGAAUGUUCCAACGACAAAUCUUGUAUCAAUCAAAAAUGUCAAAAUCCUUGCGAACUGGCUAACCCUUGUAGCGCUCAGGCCGAAUGCAGAACUAGUUUCCAUAGGCCGACGUGUUCGUGUCCACUUGGCUGGUUAGGCAAUCCACAAAUAGCAUGCUACAAACCGGAAUGUACUUCCCAUCAAGACUGUCCUUACGACAAAGCUUGCAUCCACGAAAUUUGUCAAAACCCAUGUUCAUCAUUGUCAUGCGGAAACGGCGCAGAGUGCAUCGUCGAGCGCCAUAUUGCACAAUGUCGAUGUCCUUUAGGAACGCAGGGUAAUCCAUUAAUAUCCUGCAUCACCGGUAUAUGUCAUUACAACGAAGACUGCGCCGACCACGAAGCGUGCGACAGAUUAAACAGAGUAUGCCGACCCGUAUGUGACGAAGACACUUGCGCAGACAACGCGCAAUGCGUCGGACAAAGACACGAACCAAAAUGUAGUUGCCCUGCCGGUACUACCGGUAAUCCUUUCAUCAAAUGCGUUGGUCUACUACCGCCGGAACCGGCGUGUACUUCUGAUUCAGAGUGUCAACCUCAAACUGCUUGCGUCAACAGCCGCUGUAUGAAUCCUUGUAAAACGGAAAACGUAUGUAGCGCCGAUCAAGAAUGUCUGGUACUAGACACUCUUCCUUUAAGAACGAUAAUGUGUCAAUGUCCACCGGAUACUAUAGUUGAUUCUACAGGACGAUGUGUUAAAUUGAUUUCACAGAAACCAGAAUGCGUGAUAGAUUCCGAAUGCAGAGACAGCGACAAAUGUAUCGGCGGUAUCUGUAUAGAAGCGUGCAGAGUUGAUAAUUGCGGAGUCAAUGCACUUUGCACUUCCACUAAUCACCAAGCGAUUUGUACAUGUUCUCCUGGAUACACAGGAAACCCGCAUUACGAAUGCGCGAACGUGCCUAAACAUCCAAUAGCCGUACCAGAACCGGAAUGUUAUCGGGAUAGCGACUGUACUCUCGACAGAACUUGUAAAAACGAACGAUGUAUAAAUCCUUGUAUAGUCGAAAAUCCUUGCGCCAGAACUGCAUUCUGUUCAGUGAGGUACCAUCGAGCUGAAUGUAAAUGCCCAGAAAACUACGAAGGAAAUCCAUUAGUUGACUGUAUAGCACCGCUUGGACCGACUGUGGGAUGUACAUCAAACUCUGACUGUUCUCGAAGCGAAUCUUGCAUCAAUCGCAUCUGCGCAAGUCCGUGCAACUGUGGUCCAAACGCGGAAUGUAAAGUAAUAAACCAUUAUCCGACAUGUUAUUGUAAACCAGGAUUUUCCGGUAACCCUCAAUCAGGAUGCGUCAAAUUAGGUUGUCAAUCAGAUAACGAAUGCUCCAACGAUAAACAAUGUUACAACGGACAGUGCAUCAAUCCUUGCAUACUAGGAAAUCCUUGCGCCAAAAAUGCCGAAUGUUAUGGUAAAAAUCACAGAGCGACUUGCAAAUGUCUGUCAGGAUUUGAAGGAAACCCGUUAAUUAGAUGCGAGAGGAUAGAGUGUUACGUAGAUAAUGAUUGUCCGAAUAAUAGAGCUUGUAUGGAACAACGUUGUGUAGAUCCGUGUUCGUCUAUCGUGGAACCACCUUGUGCCCAAAACGCCAUUUGUCACGUCACCAACCAUCUAGCAGGAUGCUACUGCCCUCCAAAUCUACCAGAAGGCAAUCCCUUAUCGUAUUGCAUACCAAGACAAGACAAAAAAGAACCGCAAUGUCAGUACGACAAAGACUGUCCGAGUAAAUUAGCUUGUAUACGAAACGAAUGUGUCAAUCCAUGCGAAAUUUUAUCUCCAUGUCAUCCGUCAGCCCAAUGCAGCGUUUCUGACACCGUUCCAGUGAGAACAAUGUUAUGUAGUUGUCCUGAGGGAUGGGUACCGAACGAAAACGGCGAAUGUCACCCUGUACUUGUACCAAUACCUCCUGGUUGUACCAGCGACAGCGACUGCUCAGAUGAAGAAGCUUGUAUCAACAGAUUAUGUACUACCCCUUGCGAUUGUGGUGCAAACGCCGAUUGCAGAGUGCAAAACCACAGAGCUAUUUGUUCGUGCAAAGAAGGUUUCGAAGGGAAUCCUAAUCUUGUAUGUCGCGCGGUAGGAUGUAGAGUCGAUUCCGAAUGCGCAUCUGGGAAAGCUUGUAUCAAUGGAAACUGCAUCAAUCCAUGUCUAGUAAAAGAUAAUUGUGGAAUCAAUGCCGAAUGUUUCGUUUAUCAAAAUAGAGCCGAAUGUAGAUGUGCUUCGGGCUAUAGAGGUAAUCCACUAGAACGGUGUACGGUCAUAGGUUGUCUUUCAAAUAGCGAUUGUCCUAACGAAAGACAAUGUAUAAACGCCCAAUGCAUCAAUCCAUGCAUAUACGAUAAUCCGUGCUCGCCAAGAGCCGAAUGCAGCGUCCAUAACCAUCUCGCAGUUUGUAGAUGUCCACCAGGUCUAGUCGGUAAUCCUUACUUUGAUUGUAUACCGGAGCCUCAACCGGAAUGUAAGGAAGAUUCAGAUUGCCCGUCUCGAUUGGCUUGCCUGAACAACAAAUGUCAAGAUCCGUGCGCCGUUUUGGAACCAUGUAAACGGCCGGCCGAAUGUCAAGUAAUAGGAACCGUCCCCGUUCGUACGAUGAUUUGUGUUUGUCCGCCUGGUUAUAUAAGCAGCGGCAGUGGUACUUGUAACCUCGUCAUAGAGGGAGCUUGUGCCAGCGACAGCGACUGCCCAUCGAACAAAGCUUGCUUUAAUGGUAUUUGCAAGGAACCAUGUAAUUGCGGACCUAACGCGGAAUGUAGAAUCAAAAAUCACAAACCAAUUUGUACAUGCGAAGAAGGUUUCGAUGGAAAUCCGGAGUUGGGAUGUCACAAGGUAGGCUGUAGAGCCGACAGCGAGUGUUCUCCACAACACACCUGCAUCAACAAGAAAUGUAUACCAGUAUGCGCUGCAGAUGGUUCAUCGUGUGGAGACAAAGCAAUAUGCUACGGCUACAACCACCGCGCCGUAUGCGACUGUCCACCAGGUCUACAGGGUAAUCCGAGAAUAUCUUGUAGCGUCGUCGGUUGUAGAACAGAUACGGAUUGUCCCACGAAUCGCGCUUGUAUAAACAACAAAUGCGAAUUACCGUGCGCCGUAGCCAAUCCGUGCGAUUCUCAAUCUUUGUCUGAAUGUAAAGUUUAUAAUCACGUUGUAGAAUGUAUUUGCCCACCUGGAACGAUUAGCGAUGGAAAGAUGGGUUGUAUUAGAAGAGAGGAGAAAUGUAGAGUCGAUUCUGAUUGUCCUACGCAAUUCGCUUGUAUCGGAUUUGAAUGUGUUAACCCUUGUAACGCUACAGAACCUUGCGGCAUCAACGCCGAUUGUACCGUGCUAGAUACGAGACCGGUUAGAACGAUGGUAUGCAUCUGUUUACCUGGUUAUCAAGGAAAUGCCGCUGUACGAUGUAAUCCAGUUGCGGUAUGUAGAGAAGACAAAGGCUACGUACAAACACCCGACGGUCGUUGCGAGUGUGCUCCAAAUCUAGCACUCAACGAAAACUACGAAUGCGUUCCUUGUCCGACCGAUAAAGGUCUCAAAGUUAACGAGCGUGGUCAUUGCGUCUGCGCUUUAGAAAAAGGACUUAUUAUAGACGAGCGUGGUAAUUGCGUCUGUCCGUUAGAACUCGGUUAUCAUUUCGAUAAAACAGGAAACUGUGUACCGGACGCUGGACCGAAUUGCGAAACUGACGACGAUUGCCCCGAUCACAAAUACUGCAAUCAAAUAACGAAAACGUGCGAAGACGCUUGUAGAUUGACGCAUUGCGGGGUAAACGCUUUCUGUAAUGCCACAAAUCACGUUGGAAAAUGUCAAUGUAUAACUGGAUAUACGGGCGAUGCCGAAAUAAUGUGCAAUCAAACUUCUGUCAUCAAAUUCUUUAAGAAACCAGAUCUCACCGUCAAUUGUCUAUCCGAUGGUAUUCAAGUGGAAAUCAGUCUUACCGAACUGGACUUUGAUGGGGUCUUGUACGUUAAAGGUCACAGUAAGGACGAGAAAUGCCGAAGGGUUGUUACUAAUGAAACGGGAGAACGUAUCGAAUAUUUCAAAGUACAUUUCGGUGAAUGUGGACUCAUACAUCUCAACGGUGAAGCAAGUUUCGUUUUGGUGAUACAGAAACAUCUAAAAUUGGUGACCUACAAAGCUCAAGCUUAUCAUAUCAAGUGCGUUUAUCACACGGGCGAGCAAAACGUCACUUUAGGAUUCAAUGUUUCCAUGUUAACUACAGCCGGAACUAUCGCCAAUACAGGUCCACCACCGACGUGUCUAAUGAAGAUAGUAACACCUACAGGAGAAGAAAUUAACGCCGCCGAAAUCGGUGAUAAUCUAAUGCUUCAAGUUGAGGUGCAACCCGGUUCGAUAUACGGAGGUUUUGCUAGAAGUUGUGUUGCUAAAACUAUGGAGGAUUCAAUAGAAAACGAAUAUAUCGUUACCGAUGAAAACGGUUGCGCUACCGAUCCAACGAUAUUUGGAGAAUGGGAUUAUAAUCCGGAUACGCAGAGUUUAUUGGCUAGUUUUAACGCUUUCAAGUUCCCUAGUAGCGAUAAUAUCAGAUUCCAAUGUAAUAUUAGGGUGUGCUUUGGAAAAUGUCAACCGGUCAAUUGUCGAGGUUAUAACGCGUUUGGAAGAAGAAAGAGAUCAACUGAUAACGAAGAAAACGAUACUGAUUUAGCCGCAAGUGGAGAUCUUUUAUCCGGGCAGCUUAGAGAAGAAGUAACCAUACAAUCUAACGCCAUAUUAACAUUAGAAAGACGGGAAGAGAAAUAUCCCGAUCCACAAACCGCUGCAAAUGCUCAAAGAGCGGAAGAUAUUUGCGUCUCUAUGAUAGGUUUCAUCAUUGCCUUGAUCAUCACUGCCCUGCUGGCCUUGGUUGCUGUAGCCGUUGCUGUGUCUUGUUGGUUGAUGGCUUAUCGUCGCAGGCCUAAAUCGACAGGACCACUACCACAUCCGCCAGAAUUUCCGAAUCCACUAUUCACAACACCGGAACCAAUGGCAGAACCAAGCCCAGACUACCUCACAUAAGGAAAUAAUACUACUAAAAAAUAUAUAAAAUACUCGAAAUCGUCCGUUAUUGUAAAUUUGGUUCGUAAUAGACAGAUUACUUCUUGAAUCCGUCCAAAAUGCUACUCAUAGAAAUACUGCCGAAAAAGAAGUGCUUCUAUUACGAACGAAAAUAGCGAAUAUUAAAUAAACUUUGGGAACGUGUACCUACAACAUUAACUGCCAUUCAAACAUUCGUACAAAUCUCUAUUUUAUCGACGGAGUUUUGACGUUGUUGACAGAAGGAGAUAUUACGAGCAGUAGUUACACGUUCCCGACUAUCUUUUCCAUAGGCUGCAAGUAACCAGUGUUUUUAUACAGACAAGGGAAAAAUUGGGUGGUGGUUUUUAACGCUUUAAUAAAAAAAAUCUCGAACUACAAUAUAUAAGGCCCUCGCUUUUUUAUGUACAUGCAUUUUUCUCGUUUUCUCUUUGUUUUUAAGUCUGUUGUAUAUAUGUGUUGUAUUUUCUCUUCGACAGCCUUUGGAAGAUGUAGAGAUUUACUUUAGUUUAAGAAUAUAAAUAAAAUAAUUCUUAUGAGUCUGUAUAAAGUGUAUGAAUGCGGAAAAGUAUGGGGAGAAGAAUCUCCUGAAAGUAUAAUGGUGCUGACUGAUUAUUAUUUUUUAUAUAUUUGAAGCAGUCAAAGAUUUAGUCAAUCAAUUUUUUAGUUCAUAAGUUGAGAGUUUCGUUUUAACCACGUAUCGAAAUAAAAUAAAAUUGAAUAGUGUUUAUUUUUGACAACGAUUCUCCGUCACUUGAAAUCUUUUUUAUUAUUAUUAUUAUAUGCUAUUUAACUAAUUUCAUUUUUUAUUUAUAUUUUGUGUCCCUUCUUUUGUAAAAUGACGUUCUAACUUCUUUAAAAAAAAAUUGUCAUUUGUGAUAAUCGCUUCUAUAAUAAAAAUGAUUGUUCAAUAUUA
This is a messenger RNA of Diorhabda carinulata, 55509 nucleotides long. RefSeq lists its product as uncharacterized. The transcript is spliced from 106 exons. Lineage: Eukaryota; Metazoa; Arthropoda; Insecta; Coleoptera; Chrysomelidae. Gene Ontology annotation, molecular function: calcium ion binding. Gene Ontology annotation, cellular component: extracellular region. The record is from RefSeq and is a predicted model, not a curated record.